Pelobates cultripes (western spadefoot toad) is the source of this 66912-nucleotide messenger RNA. The record is from the annotation of a GenBank genome assembly. NCBI's taxonomy places the organism in Eukaryota, Metazoa, Chordata, Amphibia, Anura, Pelobatidae.
AUGAAGCUCCAGGAAUUGGAGAAAGAAGAUGAUAGCCCAUCGGAAGGAGAAUUUUUCAAAAGCGUAACCACUUGCAUUACAGCCACGGUAGCCACCUCACACAAAGCUGUCAUGUCACUUUUAGGGAUCUUUGACAAAUAUGCAAACACCCCUGAAGGUGACAAAUCUGCUUCCAGUGGUGAUGGUAAGUCUCAGUGUUCCUUUGUGUAUGUAAGAGACUCCCUCUAGUGGCUUCUUUGGUAAUAAGUUCUUUCUUUGCGUUUAAAACAACAAAUACAUUGUUAUUUUUUUAAACACUAUGUAAACUCUAAAACCACCCACUUUAAAAGUAUUUGUAUCUCUAUAUUUUUUCACAUCAGCUAUUUAUUUAUUUAUUUUUUUGACUUAGUUUUUCAUUUCGGAUUUUAAUUCUUUAUAAUUUGCCGUUUGGCAAAUGACAGGUGUCACUAGCUCCUGCAAUCCUAGGCUCAAUCAUUAGCUGUCAGGGGGCUAGAAAGGCACAGACAGGGGGGCUGUGAGGCAGGUUGGAUCAGCUCUUUCUAAAUCUAUAUAUAUAUUAUCCCUGCCCAACCUGUAGGAGGGGAUGGAGGAUUCUCAUGAGAUCCCAGCCCAUGUGCCUGGCUGACAUGAUACCGGCACAUCCCAUCCCCAUUCCUGCUGCAGCUGUCCAUGUCACUGACACUGCCCAGGGCACACACAGGAUUCCAUGCAUGGAACUCCAUCACCAGGGCUCACAGCACAUAAAAAGAAACAAUAUUUCCUUCACAGGAACUGGUCAUUGCCACCACUAGCUCCUCCCUCUGUUAGUACUACCGGGCAACAUGGCUGCUGCUUCUUCCUCUGCAGCUCAGGAUGAACUCAGUAAGUAAGCAGGGAUACAGAGCUGGCAAGGGGCAGUGCUGGGGCCUUGUCAGCGGGAGAGCAUGGUGUGAUGGAGAAAUGGGCAGAUAUCAGGGCAUUGGGGGCAUUGCUGCUUUCCUACAGAUGGGGGCAGUGGGCAGUGCCUGCUGCAAGCUUUAGUAUGGCAAUGUCUGUGUGUGGCAUGGGAGGAGUGGGCUCCCCACCAGCUUGGGCUCAUAGCCUCUCACUUGUGGUUUUAUAAUUCACUGCUUUACUUGGAGAGAUGGAGGGCAGUCUAAAAGGGGCCUGCUUUCCCCUGUACCUAUCCCCCAGGCCCUGUGUGUAAUUACAUGCAGCACUUGCACAGUCAUGGGCUGGAAGUGAAAGCACAAUGAGCAGCAAGUUUAGUGUUUCAGACCUGUAUAUUAACUGAGACUGGCUGUGAUCAUCAUCUCCUUAUAAGUCUGCAUUGAUUUCAUUGUUGUUGGAUGUCAUAUUAAGGUAGAAAUGAACACUAGGAGUUUUUUUUUUAUUUUAAUUUUAUUUUUUUUCAUUGUGUUUAGUCUUGUUUACACUGAUUUGCCUGGUGUUAUGUGUGUUCAGAUAAAACCUGAAUUUGACGAGUUUUUGUUGAAAUAGAUAUAUUCUUCUAUUUUGGCUUAAAUUCUCAGGAUUAUUCACUGCAGUUUGAUUGACUGGAAAAUGUUAUUCCAGAAAAGAAGUCAGAUAUGGCCAAUUCAACUAUAGUAGCCUAAAAUUUAAAAUGAAGUAUAAACUUGUUCUCAACCCUGUCAUAAAGGCAUGCCAGUAGUGUGUUUUUUUGUUUGUUUGUUUGUUUUUAAUUUAACUUUUACAUAUCUGCUGUUUGCUAUCUAAAUUGUGCUAUUCCCCUGUCAGUGUAAAGUAAAGUCAAUACAGCAAAGUGAUACAUUAGUGUGCAUCACAAAUCCAGGAAAAGUUAUACUGUAUAGCGUUCACAUGUACUUAUUGGUGCACAUGGGAAGAAUGAGAAAGGAUAUUAAGUUCUAAAGAUGGAACAAUCACGUGGGAUGUUUUAUUUGGAACUCUGUCACAGAACUAUGCUUUAUAAAAAUUACUAUAUUUAUAACAUACGAAAUUCACCAGUCUCCUUCAAUCAAGUUUUUAAAGUCUGCUGGGUUUUUAUAAAUACACCUGACGUAAGUAAAAAUAAUGUGAUUUUAAAGGGAAUCUGUAGUGUUCGGAAUACACAGUUGUAUGCCUAAUACUAUAGUGUCCUCCUUUGCAGCACCCUCCUCACGGGGCAUAUAAAUGGAUAUAAAACCCAUUAUUCAAAUAUUAUUCCAGCUCCAAGGUCCCUUGUCACUGGGUUGCAGUCUGCCUCCUUUAACAUCAUCUGACGGGGGGACCUAAUGCGCAUGCAUGGUGAGUGCAUUAGGCCUUCCCCAUAGGAAAGCAUUGAAUCAAGAUUUUUACUGAUGCUGGAUGUCCUCAUGCCCAGCGUGAGGACAUCCAGUGUUGUUCAACGGUGUCAAACUCUGUUAGAAUACAGAAAACGUCUAUUGGUUCGUUAAUCCUGCAACUUUUUACAUUGCAGGACUAAGGGACCAGGGACACUGACUGCACCCAGACCCCUUCAAUGAUCUAUAGUGGUCUGGGUGACUGUAUUGUCCCUUUAAUUACAAUAUAUAUGGAAAAUACAUUGCAUAGGCCUGCCACAAUACCAAUGUAUCACAUUAAAGGACCACUCUAGGCACCCAGACCACUUCAGCUUAAUGAAGUGGUCUGGGUGCCAGGUCCUUCCAAGGUUAACCCAUUUCUCAAUAAACAUAACAGUUUCAGAGAAACUGCUAUAUUUAUUAAUGGGUUAAGCCUUCCCCCUAAUCCUCUAGUGGCUGUCUCAUUGACAGCCACUAGAGGCACUUGCGUGCUUCUCACUGUGAUUUUCAUAGUGAGCGCACGCAAGCGUCCAUAGGAAAGCAUUCACAAUGUGACCGGCUGAAUGCGCGCGUAGCUCUUGCCGCGCGUUCGCAUUCAGCCAACGGGGAGGAUCAGAGGAGGAGAGCUCCCCGCCCAGCGCUGGAAAAAGGUAAGUUUAACCCCUUUCCAGAGCCGGGUGGGGGCACCCUCAGGGCACUAUAGUGCCAGGAAAACGAGUAUGUGUUUUCCUGGCACUAUAGUGGUCCUUUAACUAACUUUUUUGUGGCAGAGAACACAAACAGGUGUAGGUGACAGAAAAGCAGGGCUUGAAAUGUAAGUCCUACGCUAUUGAUACCCUAAAAGUUACUAGCCACUGCAAGCCUGGAGGGUCCACGGCACACUUACCAGGAGUGGAUUUCUGCUUGCCAGGCCUAUAUUUUCCCUCCUCUUUAGAAGAAGAUAAGCUAUGGUGGAGCAGAAGAGGACAACGCACGUAGUAUGCCUUGGUUAAAGGAACAAUGCAAGCACGAUAACCAUUACAACUCCAUGUAAUGCUUCUGGUCAACUAGGAGUACAAAACUGUAUUUCUAAUUAUUUAGGGUCCCUCUGCCUCCGCACGCCCCAAACCCCUGGAGUUCAAAAGGUUUAUUAAACCCUUUCAACACUUAACUUACUUCCAGCGCAGAGGUCCCUAUGCACUGGAUCCAUCUCCUCCUCCAGAGAUGUCACGUUGAUGGAAGACCUUACGUUCCCAAUGCGGUGAACCUAGGUUACUUUUUAUAUGUAAACCACCUAUGACCCUGUUGGAUGCACCAGAAGCAUGUCAGAGCCCACCUGUGUCACAGAUGACAGUUGCAUUGAUAUUCACAUAUAUCACUAUCUUCAUUCUGGAUUCUAACUGGUUUGUAUUUCCAUUGAUCAGAAUGGGAGAGUGCCUGACUUUUCUUUUUUUUUUUUUUUCUCAGGAAACAUGAAGUGAAUUGCCUGUUAUUUUCUGCCUCUCUCUACCCUUUAAAACAACACCUGUAUCACUUCUAUUUUAGUAAUUUGAAUGACUUCCCAGUGAGGAUAGUGUGAUAUUGUACCCUUUUUUUUUUUUUUUUUUUAAAUCCAGUAAGUGACAGGUCCAGGCAUUCUACUGCUCAUUUUAAUAAGUGAAUAUAAAAUAGAAUAAAGGCGUAGGAGCUCACUAUAAACAGGCAGCAGUAAAUAUACAAGGGUUCCCAAACCUUGCAUAAGAGACAGAAAUGUGGCAAAACAGGUGAUUAAACGCGCCAAACAGAACUGAAAAAAAUCACACAGGUAUACUCAAUCUUAAAGGACCACUAUAGUGCUCUGUGGGUGCCCCUACCCUCAGGGUCCCUCUACUCUUCCUCUCCGCCUCCGAUCCUUCUCUUCGGCUGAAUGCGCAUGCGAGGCAGGAGCUGCGUGCGCAUUCAGCCGAUCUCAUAGGAAAGCAUUUACAAUGCUUUCCUAUGGACGCUUGCGUGUUCUCACUGUGAUUUUCACAGUGAGAAUCACGCAAGCGCCUCUAGCGGAAAACCUCAAAAAAAAAAAAAAAAUAGUGUAAUAUGUUUUAAUGGUUUUACAGACCGUUAAGUAUAUAGGCGUCUCACUCACACUUUUAUGAGCUACUGAGAGCUCUGCUGUUUAGCUCUUUGACGGUACAAUCCCUGUCCUGGGAUAUAUGUAGAUCCACAAUUUUAUGUGUCCAGUGCUACUCCAGCAUAUAAAAUAAAGCAGAGAGGGUCUAACAUAUUUAACAUAUUGCAUUAUUAGACCCUCUCUGCUUUAUUUUAUAUGCUGGAGUAGUACUGGACACAUAAAAUUGUGGAUCUACAUAUAUCCCAAGAUGGGGAUUGUACCGUCAAAAAAUCAUUGAAAACGAAUUUCUUCAAGAAAGCAUAUCAAUUAAAAAUAACCUACUAAGCCCUAAGUGAAUACUUUUCUAACAACUUAUUUCGUACUCCUACUUUAAUUCCUAUGUGUCACUAUACUCCACUCCCUAAGCUCAUUGAGCAGGGCCCUCUACCCCCUCUGUUCCUGUACGUCCAGUUGUCUGGUUACUAUUAAAUGUCUGUUAGUCCACCCAUUGUACAGCGCUACGGAAUCUGGUGGCGCUAUGUAAAUAAUAAUAAUACAGCACCCCCUCACCCGUUGUUAGUCUUAAAGGGACACUGUAGUCACUAUAACCACUUUGUCUCUUUGAAUUGGUUAUAGUGCCUGGAGUACCCUGGCACUGUCCCUCCAUUCAGUGUUGCACCAUGUUUGUGCAGUAUGCCACAAAAUAAGAGUCCCUGGCCACCCACAGUCCGGCCCCUUCUGUAUGUGUAGCUAAGGCAGAGAUUACACACUUCCUUGUUGUCAUACCCAUUCAUACCGUCAGUUGGAGCUCUGACACGUUAAAAGCAGUCAGCUGACACUCUCAGCCAAUCACAGCUGCCCAUUGCCUCUCAGGGUAAUACUUCCUUAUUAGCCAAAGCAGCACAGAGAGAAUAGACUGCCGUGGACUCUUGCUUAGCAUUAAAACAUUACAACAUUAAAAACUGUUUAAUGCUGAAAGAAAUGAUGGUACCAGGGGACUCCAUACACUAUAACCAGCUUAAUGAGAUGAAGCAGAUACAGUGCCUACGGUGUCCCUUUAACCAUUUCUGGUCCUUUGGGUUCCUAAGAUGGAGCUUAGCAGCUGAAGUAGUUCUGAAGCUUGGAGUGUUCUUUUAAGAGGUCCAUGGCUACUGUGGUUGAGGACCGGAUAGAUCGGAAGUUAAAGAUUCUAAGCGUACAUUUUUAAAGCGCAUUAGAAACAGUGUAUCACUGGAAAGCUAAUAUGAUAUGCUCUUGGUUGAUGCAAUGCAGCUGUAGCUAAAUAUUAUUUGUGUAGGAUACUCUUGAAAUGUCCCUUCUGCUUCCUUCCUCUGCCUCUUUUGAAACUGCACAGGCUCUGGGAUAAAAUUAGCAGCUCUUGGGCAGUAGAUCAGUGACACUGCUGGUAGACCUGCCAAUUGUAAUUCAUAGUGUCUGUUAGGAUGGUAAUUCAAUUCAUAAAAGAGAAAUAUAGAUAUACCAAUACAUUUUUUUUUUUUAAAUUUUUUUUUCCUUUGUUCAAUUACUUUCACAUAUUCAUCUGUAGGUCAAACCAGUGACACAUCCAUGAGUAUUGCUUUUUUAUUUCCUUGUCUUCUUAACCCCCUUAAAGUCAAUGAUAUUUAAUGCCAUACCUCCUUUACCAUUUUGUAUUUGUCUGUGUUUAUUAUAGGUUCUCCCUUAAUCGUACAGUGCUGCAGAAUAUGUUCGCGCUUUAUAAAUGCCAGUAAUAAAUACAUUUGCAACUUUUAAUAACCCUACCACUAUUAAAGGGGCACUAUAGUGUUUUUUUUUUUUUUGUAACCCUUUGUUUGCCACUGGGGGACUGUGAGGUGGGCAGAGGGAACUGUUUUGUAUUCCUAACACGAUAGUUUUCUUUUAAGUGAGUAAGGAACACUCCAAUUACCAUAACUCUUACUCUGCGCUCUAGGGGUUAGGGUGCUAGGAUUGCUCUGGUGCCCCCACAUAAUAAGUAGUCAAACCUUUGGUCCUCCGGACUCUGCUCCUCACUUCCUCCAGCAAAAAGGUGAGAACUGAAAACUACUGCUAGGAGUUUCCAUUAGCUGUUCUGCAUUGCAAUGCAGGUCCAGCUCAUUGGUUGAGACUAUCAGUUGAUCUUUAUCAGCCAAUGAGUUAAGCUCUGCAACACCGGACUUGGCUAAGAGCUCACAGUGGAUGCAGGGAGCAUUGUGAGGUUAGAAGCCAAACUAGUUUAAAACAUUUCCUGUACUUGCAUUGGGGAGACACCAGGGCACUCCUGACACCAUGACUGCCACAGUGACUUGUAGUGGUUAUGGUGCUUUGGGUGUUCCUUUAAAGGAUAUUUAAAAACUGGUUUGUUAUGAUGGAAUUACUCCGCCAUUGGUCAUAAAAGAUCUAAUUGGCUGAGUAACAUAGCAGAGAAUCUGCCUACUGAGUCAUAACGUAAGGACAUGUUUAGGACAUUUCACAGGUUGGUUUAUGUCUGAUUUCUAAAGGGGUUAUUUACUAAAGUGAGAAUGGUGGGGAAUUCUAAGUGAAUUGAAAGCGAAGGCCAGUGUAGCUGGAAUGCUUCCAGUUAGCCCACUAUCGCCUUAAAUUUAGAACUAACUCUGAAUUCAUUACAGUUACACCCUGUAAGUGUUUGAAUCACAUCUUUCGGUUUAACAGACCAGGCAUAGGCAACCUUUUGGCACUCCAGAUGUUUUAGACUACAUCUCCCAUGAUGCUUUGCCAGCAUUAUGGGUGUAAAAGCAUUAUGGGAGAUGUAGUCCACAACAUCUGAAAUGCCAAAGGUUGCCUACGACUAUAAUAGACCUUGGGACAUACUCCAUGCCAGAGUUGACUCGUUUCUUUUCGAUCAUGCAUUCUAGAGAUGACCCUAUCUAUUCAGGCAUUCCAAAUCAUGGACAAUUAACAUCAUACAUAAUUUUAUUUUUAAUAAAGAAAUAAUCGCAAAAAUGUUUAAAAUAUUGCAAUUUCUUUUUUUCACAGAUCAGCUUGAACGUGUGUUUUUACGUCUUGGCCAUGCAGAAACAGAUGAGCAACUUCAGAGUAUCAUUUCUAAAUUCCUUCCUCCUGUUCUCCUCAAGCUGUCUAGCGCACAGGAGGGAGUACGGAAAAAGGUAUGUCCACAGCUCUGUUGUAAAACAAAUAAUGUGUAGAUACCAACUUAUUCUUCCAGAUUUGUUCACUAAAUUCUAGUACAGCACAUUCAGGUUAUCUCCUAAUAUUACUUUUUUUUUUUUUUUUUUUUAUUAGAUUUUAUGUAUACUUUUGCUUGUCUUCACAGGUCAUGGAGUUACUUGUCCACUUGAACAAAAGAAUCAAGAGUCGUCCUAAGAUCCAGCUCCCUGUGGAAACCCUUCUAGUUCAGUAUCAAGAUCCUGCGGCUGUUUCUUUUGUGACUGUAAGUUAAUUCUGUUAAAUUGAGCUGCUUCAGAACUGUCUGUAAAUUGUGACCUAAAAAAUUGUAAUCCAAUAAAGCAUCGUCCAUGAGAGGUAUGUCAAAGUUUAUACUCCCUUAUUCGGUCGUAUAGUUGGUUUUCGGUGAGAUAAAUCCAUGAAUCUUUGAGAUGAGAUUAGAUUUGAAAUGACCACUGUUGAUUUUGUUUCACGACCGUUUUUUGCUGUGAUGUGUGUCAGUCAUUGAUAUAACCACUAUUGUAGAUUUUAUCUGCACUUGCCUAAAAUGCUUUGGUGGUGCAUAUCACUAUUUGAGAAGAGUAUUUCACUGUGCUGUGGCUGAAUCUUGUGGAGUAAACCCAUUAGAGGUCACCAAUACAUGCUUUAUUCUUAUGGUGUAGAGAUGACUUGUACUUAAUGUAACUAAACUAAAUCUAUUGGCAUUUUCAGUGCUGGUUGAUAGCCGGACUUAUUUAAUAGAAUUUAUCAUAAGGUGGAAUAUACCAUUACAUCUGGUUUUGUGGAUUGAAGCAUUAGCUUUGAAUGGCGGUUUCCUCACUCUACAGGUUGAAAAGAAGCAGUUUAAUAUGAUUUUUUUUUUUUCUUUUCUUUUCUUUUUAUUGUAUUUACCUGCUUCUUUCUUAUGUUCUCCACACCCACUUCAGGAAGGAUACUGAUAUAACCAAUCGGUGUCCUAUCCCUGGGAAUGCUGGUGCAUUGGGCAUACCGGACAGAUUUACAGAUCUUGUCACCUUGCAACAUCUUGACAGGGGGAGAAGUGAGGAAUUCUGGAUCAUUUAGAGCAGGCUCCAGUGCCUGGGUUCUCUCUCUGGCCUGCACAAUGAUGCCCUGUUUCUGUCAUUAGUGGACUGGACUGGCCUGAAACUUUUUAUUUUUUUAUUUUUUUUAUUUUUGUUCUUUUGUUUAAAAGUGUUUGCUUGGUGGUUUUAAAAAUAAAUGCGUAUAUUUAUAGAUUCAUGUCCCUUUAAACGGUUUCUUCGUUUUAUGUACUGAAUAAAUACAUUGUGGGAAAAAAACUCUUAACAUUUUUUGUUUGUUUUUUUUUGUUUGUUUUUUUAGAAUUGAAUUACUGAUUUAGUUAUUUCUGUUAUUACUUUUAUGUUUCAACAAUCAUUUUGUUUUCCUACAGAAUUUUACAAUAAUUUAUAUAAAAAUGGGAUUCCCUCGGCUGCCAAUUGAAAAGCAAUGUGAGCUGGCACCAAGUCUCCUGACAGCAAUGGAAGGAAGACCCCAACCACAACAAGACAGGUGUGAUGGCAUUGUAUGUCUCUCAUGGUUAGGCUGGGUCCAUGUACUACAUUGGACUCUGUGAAUCUGUAAUCUUUGAGGUUUUUUUUAAGAAUUGACAGUUGAAAUGCGAAGAGGACAGUUUACUAAGUGAUCAUUAAUUGGACAGUAAAGGAAAAGAAGAUGACUGAUUUCAGCGAGUUCAUUAGGAAAUUAAUAUAUAGAGGCUUAAACUCAAAUCUAAUCUCUCUAGCAUCAUGGUUCAACUAUGUAAAGCUUUGCAUUGUAAUAUGAAUACUGAAGCAGCUCAAAUCUGUCUUUACGUGUAAUCACCUGUUAAGUAAUAUAUUUCUCUUUUGGUUUCAGCCUAAUGCACUUGCUGAUACCUGCCCUUUACCACAUGAAAUAUCACAAUGAAUCGUCCAAAUCCUCCUCUCUUUUUAAUCUCGCCGAGAAACCAAAGAUUGUGCAUCAUCUUUUGGAUUUUAUGUUGGAUGUCCUUCUGAUGCCUUACGGGUAAGGAACAGAAAAUGUCUCUUCUAGACUCCUUUAAAACUCUCUUGGUUUAUUCAUAAACCCCCAAGUUCUAAGACAUUCCAAUCCAAAUUGCAAAACUUGGGCAAAAAGUGUUCAGUUGGAAAAGUUCUCCAACUCUACUUUAGUCAUGCCUUGGCCACUAUAAAUUUGCUGUUUAGUUUAAAUCUCCUUAAACUAAACCGCACCAUUGCAAUUUUGGAUGUUUGCAAAUCACUGCAGUGUUCAGCCAUUCUCAAAGUAGGAGUUUAUGGGAUAGAACUUUCUUCCUCAUGAGUAAAGGGACCAUCAAGCUUAUUAAAGCAUUAAGCAUUCAUUGUCAUUUUUACCGAAUAGUUUAUCUUUAAGUAGAACUGUAAAGCAUAUCUCUUUAAAUGUAUUUAAAAACUAUUUAUGUUCUAGUGAGACCACUGAGUUAAUUUGAAAGUAUGAGUGGGGGCUCCUUUCAACCAUGUCGAUGCUCAAGAUGGAAGAUGUCCUAUUAGGCUAUGGAUCUCACAUAUAAAACAGGAGAACUAUUUUUAUUUUUAUUUUUUUAUGGGUUCUGCUCAAGUACUGUCCUUCUGGUGACAUUAAAGUGGCUCUUACACAUUUUGAGCUUUUCAUAAUCUACAUGAGAUCAGUUUACAGCAACUUUUUUCUUAUGUAAUUGCUAAUCUUUGGCAAAAGGCAGACUUUCCACCGCUAAUUCCUAUUUGCUGUUGAUCAUGUUCAUGACGUAUGCUCAAUAGAUGCUUAUAGUACCCACGCAAGAGAAUGUAUGGAAUAUCUUGUGGGAUCAUCUAUAGACCUAAUUUUGUACUCGCAUGAGUACAAUAGUUAGGACUAUUCCUGUCUGAGAAAAUCGGCAAUAGCAGACUGUGCAUGGCAGUGCCAAGUAGGGACAAUAUAAAGUAGUUAAUCUCUUUAUCUGCACCCACAGCCUCCAUCUUGCUAGUGAACAUGCCACGUUAUGGAGAAAAAAAAAUGCAAAAACAUAAACUCUUGCUUUAAUUAUACACUAUCAGUCAAGUGAGAAUUUUUGAAAAUUCAAAGUAGCCAAGCUUGGAAAAUAUCUCUGUAGGCUAUUUGGGAGUUAAAUUAAGUUCCCAGUAAAUACUUUUCUAGCAGCCUAUUUUAUUACCCAUACUUAUACCCUUUGUGUCACUAUACCCCACUCCCUCUAGCAUGUAAAGCUCAUUGAGCAGCGCCCCCUCUGUUCCUGUGUGUCCAUUUGUCUGGUUACAAUUACAUGUCUGUUAGUCCACCCAGGGUACAGCGUUACGGAAUUUUGCUGGCACUAUAUAAAUAAUAAUUCAAGGUGAUUCUCAUUUUAGUAAGUAACCCUGCAUAUCCUCAGUCUACCUAUUGUUCUAUGCAUUGUCUUCAGAUAUGUGCUGAAUGAACCUCAGAGUCGCCAAAGUACACCUUCUGGACAAGGAUCUUCUGCCACAAGUGGAGGCAGUGGUGUAGGUAUUCCUCAGCCUCCACCUGGUUUGAGCUUCUAUGCUGCGAAGCGUGUUGUGGGAGACACUCCCUGGACAGCAGAGCAGUUAGAACAGGUAAUAAACAUUGCUUUGGUUUCUUGUGUAAAUUGUGGAAAAGCUUGUUGAAUCAGAUUUUGCUUCCAUUGUGAAUUUGUUUUUGUUUUUUGUUUUUUUUUCUGCAUGCAAAGAGAUUAAUGAUAGACAAACCCUUCUCUGUUACUUUGCAGUGCAAGCUGGGUAUUGUGAAGUUUAUCGAAGCAGAGCAGGUGCCCGAGUUGGACUGUGUCAUACACCUUGUGAUUGCAUCUAGUGACACUAGACACAGCGUGGCUACUGCAGCAGACCUGGAGCUGAAAAGCAAGCAGAGGUGAGAGUCUGUGGCCAGUGGAGUGUGUGUAUAUUGACAAGCUGACUUUCUCUGUGUCAUUGGUGUGGUAUGAAGGAUAAAUUGUAAACCUACACUCUGUGCUGGCCAAUCCAUAAGGUGCACAGGUGAGUUAACGAGAUCCUGCCGGCAGUUUUUGGCGAUCAACAAUUUAGCACCUUAAGUAGGAAGCAAAUCCUUCUGCAAUGUCCUCAAUAAGACAGCUGUCGCAUGUGCCAACAUUUGAUUAUUUUGUUUUGUCCCAGCACUAAUUGUAUCCACCUACUUGACUCUGCCUGUCCAGUACAAUGCCAUGACCCUUACAAAUAUAGAUGUUAAUAAGCAUGGCGUGUCAUUCUCAGGACCAGAUAGUGAUGAUAUCCUCUGUCCCAGCUAUUUGAUAUUCUUUUUAGAUUUUAUAGAUUUCAGCAUUUUAAAAAAAUAUCAGAAAAUGGGCUUGUGUUUUGCUAAUCCAUGAACUCUCAAUUUGGUUAAUUGCCAUUUUUAAUAUGAGGAUGUAUUUCCACUUGGAUAGUGCAAGCAGCAAAUGCUCUUAAACUAUUUGAACUUUACUGUAAACUAUGGAAUAUUUCCCAUUAUGUGUUCAGUAUAUUGUACAGUGCUACCGAAUUUGCUGGCGCUAUAUAAAUAAUAAUUAUAUUUGUUUUACUUUAUAGCUUGAUUGACUGGAAUGAUCCCAUCAUUAUAAACAAAAUGUUCAAGGUGUACUUGGGAGACAUACCGCUUAAAACAAAGGAGGUUAGUCUGUUUUUAUUGCUCAUUAAUAAACUAAUAUGUCUGAUAUAGAAUGGAUGUUCUGUUUAAAGUUUAUUUAACAAGCCUAACUUUCUGCAGGUGAAAAUUGCACCUGUUGAAAAAUGUUAAAAAAAUGUGCCUUUGCGAACUUAUAAAGGGGGAAAAAAUAUUGUGCCACUCUAUAGGAAAUGGCAUUUAAUUAUAGAUUGUCCUAACCAAUUUAUUGUCAAAAUAUAGUUUACAUUUUAUUCGUGUUUUAUUUCCUCUUUUUACAGCCAUGCUGUUUGCACAAUAGUAAAAUAGGUCACGUACUUGUAUAUUUAGUCACUUUGCUGCAAAAUGAGGCAUUAGAUAUCUCACAAUCCUUUGCUUGGUGUCUAUGCAUCCAUUUUCUGGUGGCCUUCUUGAAUGUUGGAGGCUAAAGAUCUUCAGCUGUGUGUGUGUGUAUAUAAUAUAUAUAAUUUUUUUUAAUUUAUUUUUUUAUAAAUGUUAUGCUUUUUUUCAGCAUGAAUUGACGGCAGUCUAAUUUUUUUUUAAUUUUUAAUUGUUUGUAGAAAUACAAUGGUAUGUUAGUACAUUUUAUCAAAUUUUUUUGAAAUUUUUUUUAUAUUCUUUAUUUUUGUUGUGCACAAAAGUUACAAAUAUCCUUGGUGCGCCACAACAGCGACAUCAGGGUAAGUUAGAAAACAUUUGCAAUACAGGUUGUGGCAUAUGUUAGUCAGACACAUUUUUAAGUUAUUGAGAUCAUUAUUACAACAGUGUAGAUUCUCGCUUAUGUAACUAUGAUGUGAAAUUAAAAAAACAUUGAGGCAACGCUUGUAACAAUACUAUGAAUGUUGUAACAAAAUGCUAGUUCGUAGAUCAAGCUAGUGCGGUUAGACUAUUUAACUGCUGAGUUUGUAGUAACAUGCGAACGGUCAUGUUAAUUUAUGAUAAUCAAACAAUAGUAGUAAUAACAUGCUUCAACUCUUAGUUAGCUUAUAGGAGAUGUAUAUGUUAGUAUAGACUCGUGGUCAGUAUAUGUGAGAACCAUAUUAGGGUUGUCAGGUCGGCCUCACCAUGCAAAAGUAGACUGAUGACGGUCCUCAAGAUAAGUAGGCAGUGGCGGUGAACGAUUUAUAAUCAAGCUAUUCGUGGUUAGCCUGGGCAACAUUUCUGUGAGAUUGUGAAAACAUAUGAGAGCUUUGGUACUAGAGAUAGGGAAAUGGUACGCUGGGCAAUUUUUAAAGGAAUGGCAAAAAAUAUAUAGAAAAUGGCGCUAGAGGAUAAAGUAAAUGAAUGGUGCUGCUAUACCCAAGUAUAUCACCACUAUAUAUACUUAGAAAGAAUACAAUAAAACGUAGAAAAGGUAAAUUUUUAAAGGAACACUAUAGUCACCUAAAUUACUUUAGCUAAAUAAAGCAGUUUUAGUGUAUAAAUCAUUCCCCAGCAAUUUCACUGCUCAAUUCACUGUCAUUUAGGAAUUGAAUCACUUUGUUUCUGUUUAUGCAGCCCUAGCCACACCUCCCCUGGCUAUGAUUGACAGAGCCUGCAUGAAAAAAAACUGGUUUCACUUUCAAACAGAUGUAAUUUACCUUUAAAUAAUUGUAUCUCAAUCUCUAAAUUGAACUUUAAAUCACAUACAGGAGACUCUUGCAGGGUCUAGCAAGCUAUUAACAUAGCAGGGGAUAAGAAAAUCUUAAUUAAACAGAACUUGCAAUAAAGGAAAGCCUAAAUAGGGCUCUCUUUACAGGAAGUGUUUAUGGAAGGCUGUGCAAGUCACAUGCAGGGAGGUGUGACUAGGGUUCAUAAACAAAGGGAUUUAACUCCUAAAUGGCAGAGGAUUGAGCAGUGAGGCUGCAGGGGCAUCUUCUAUACACCAAAACUGCUUCAUUAAGCUAAAGUUGUUCAGGUGACUAUAGUGUCCCUUUAACUGCACAGAAGGGACUAGCUUAAUACUGUGUUCAGAGUCCGGCACGUGUGGAUCACCCUACUCCCAUUCUCACCACGAUACAUUUAUCACAUUUUGUGGCCUAUUGGUACAAGCAUGUUUUUCUAUGAUAAUUCUCAGUGUGUAGUACGUACAUUUCAACAGACAAAAACAUCAACUGAGUGGGAGGGGGGAGAAAUUGCAAAGGAAGGAAGGAGGAAAGCGCAAAGAAAUAGGGGGAGGGAAAGGGGAAUGGGAUGGAUUGAAAGUCCCUCUCCCCAGUUGCUGCCAACUGGGGGCUGGCAAGCCUCACCUAUCCCGACUAGGUUAACAAUGAGUUAUGUUUAUUCCCCCCCCUUGCAGAAUCCCCAAUGUACCGGUUAUGGAAUUUCAAAUAAAAGCUGUAGUGAGCCACUGAGCCUGUAUGUCUGUGUACUGUGAUAAAUACCAAACCGAAAGGCAAGGAAAACAUGUUUAAGUAGAUCUGGUGCAAAUUGAGGUGUGAAAAGUGCAUUAUGUAGAUGGAUGUUUGUGAAACCUUAUAUAAACAAGGAUUUCCAGGCCAGUAAGGUAAUCAUAAACAUUUAGUCAUUGGUCAGAGGUCCAGGCGCUUGUCUAGCAAUUACAAGACACAUUGUACAAUGUAUGGACUUUAUACAACUAGAGGGCAUUUCAUUAAGUCUCUAGAUGUGAUGUGUUGGUUGGUGUGUUAUGUCUACUUCAAAAGUAACAUUCUAUUUUCCUAGAAUGCUAUCAUACUUUGUGACAGUAAUCAACAUUUGUAUUUUAGGGUAAUCUACUAAAACCAGAGCUUAAGCGAGAUCCAGUGAGCACCCGAGUGAAAUUAAAGAUUGUUCCCCAUCUCCUACGAUCCAGGCUGGCAGCAGAGUUAUUCCCACCUAACAUACAGGUAUGACAUUUACUUAACGUCCCAGAAAAAUUGAUAUAUUCUAUUGUAUGGAGGAUUUUUGACAAGUUCAGCAACAUUUUUAUAGUUUAUCUUCUUUGAAAACUAAGUCUAGUUUUUAAAAUCAAAGUUGCAAAAAAAAAAAAUAAUGAAAUCUGUAAGUGACACGUUUCCAGUUUUGAAAUGUGUAAAAACGCCCCAGGAAGUAUAUAAAUUAACAUCAUAUCUUGCAUAUGUUUAUGGUCUCUCUAAAAGGUUGAUGAUUCAUUAAAAUUUAAAGCAUAUAAAAGAGGCAUGGCUGGCUAGCAUUCUAACAAUCUUUAAAUCUAACCAAUUAUCCACAAAUACUGGAGUAAUAUAUGCACACAAGUCUUUAAUCCACAGGCAGCUCAUAUCUGUUUUUUUGUUUUUAUGGUGGCCCCAAUCCUUAGCUGUAUGGGAUGUGUUGGUCCAACCACACAAAUCAAUGCCCAAAAUAGACGGAUAACAACAACUGGAUUUUAAAAUAAAAAGUUAAUCUUUAUUUUCCCACACAUGUGGCAUGCAGAGUGACAGAGAACAGCAGUUUAUGCAUUUCAUACCCUUGUAUGUUAACCAAACUCUAAUUUAACUUUUUAUUUUCAAGUCUGGUUAAAAUUCUAACCUUGGGUUUGGCUUAUGAAUUACCAGUAUUUGUUUGUUUGUGUGUGUAUGUGUAAUUAAUAUAUAAUAUUUAUUUUUAUUUUUAUUUUUUUAAUUUAUUUUUUUUUUUUUUUAAUUUUCAGGUUGUGUAUGACGGCCUUUUUGGGGGAAACACAAAUGCCAAAUUAAGGACCCUUUCUCUUCAGUUUGUGCACCACAUCUGUAGCACGUGAGUAACUUCAAGGACUGAUGGUACUUGUGCAGAAAGGUAUCUGGUAACCUUUUUGUCCCAGGGUUCAAACUGUCUAUAAUGACCUAUGCAGAUAUAGGCGGGGACAUUCCAGACCAUACCUGGAUUACUAAUGGAAGCUGUGGCUAUAGUAAUCCAUGAGCAAGCGGCUCCCAUAUAGUUCUGUGGGUAACAUCUAACAUAUGCAUUAUAGGAGUAAAGCUGUAUAUUCUCCAUAUCUUUGAGGAAACAAAAGUGAUGUUAAAGAAGCAGAUGGCAUAUGUAUUUAUUUUAUUUAUUUAUAAAAUAUAUUUUACCAGGAUGGAUACAAGAGAUUUCUCUUGUUUUCAAGUAUGUCCUGGGUCCACAAAACAUUGCAUUAUUACAAUAAGAUACAAUGUACAAACUAUAUAUGUGUGUGUGUGUGUGUGUGUAUGCACACAUAUAUAAAGUUAAUACAUAACAGGUAAUAAAUAUAUUCAACCAUGACAGGUGCAUUCUGUGCUGAGGUAUAUUGCCAUAGAUCUCUUAAAAGAUUUUAGAUUGAAUGAAGAUUUGACUGUGUCCAUGAGGUUAUUCCAUAAUUGCGUUGCUCUGUAGGAAAAGGAGGAUUGAGACACUUUAUUUUUGUAUUGCGGUAUGCUAAAUAUCAUGCUAGUACUGUAUCAGAGGUUAUAGGAGGUGGGAACAGCCGGGGAGAGCAUUCUAGUCAGGUAGGGUGGGAGCUUCCCAGAAAUGCUCUUAUGCACAAGGCUGGAAAUAUGAAGAGUGUGUCAGUAUUCCAGUAACAGCCAGUUUAGCUCUUUUAACGUAUCACCGUGGUGGGUAAAGUAAUGAAUUAUAUAACGUAUUAAGGUGGGUUUGCGGUGCGGGUGCAUACACUACAUCCCCAUAAUCAAUGACCGGCAUUAGCAUUUGUUGCACUAUCUGUUUCCUUACUGUAGGGCUUAGGCAGGAUUUGUUUCUGUAUAGGGCACCUAGUUUUGGGUAAAGUUUUAAAGAGAUUUUUUUCAAUGUGAAGGCCAAAGGAUAGAUUGGGGUCUAGCAACACAUCUAGAUAUUUAAGAGAGCAGACUGCUGUCAGUGUGCCAUUUGAAUUUGUUCUAAUACACGGUUGUUGAUUUUGUAGUUAACGCAUUUUUAACAGUUUUUUGUCAGUGUUUAUGAAGAGUUUUUUAUCUGCUAUCCACUUUACUACCUCUGCGAAUUGGUUUUGGAGCACAGCCUCAAGCUACAGUAGCUUCGGUUUACUAGCGUAGAUUACAGUGUCGUCUGCAUACAUGUGUACAGUUGAGGAUUUGCAGACGUUAGGCAGAUCAUUUAUAAAUAAUGUGAAUAGCAGGGGGCCGAGUAUGGAGCCUUGGGAAACACCACAUGUGACAUGCUGCCAUACAUACUGGAGGACGGUCAACCCAGCACACUCAGCCUGUUACUGACGCCCCCAAAGUUGAACGUGCUAAUGAGAAAGUUCACUUCCACAUUAUCUUAAUAGCAGGCAAAAACUGGGCGCGAGAACCAGCUUUUGUCAAAACCACACUUAAACAGUUUGUGUUAUUACCACUUUGAGCUGCUGUGGUUAUGGUGCUUAUCGAGCCUCUUUAAAGAGCAGCAUGUAUAAGCAUUUGCAUAUAUCUAUCGUGUAGCUGCAGUAGUUUUUAAAGGGAAUUAUUUUACUAGAUCUUUAUCCUUGUUAAUGUUAAAAUGCUUUAUCAUAGUCUUCCACCUCCGUAACAUAGCGGUUACUAAUUAUUUUUCUUUUUCUUUCUUAGUUGUCCUGACAGUAAAAUAAAACCACUAGGUCCAAUGCUGCUGAAUGGACUAACCAAGCUCAUCAAUGAAUACAAAGAGGUAAAUACAAAUGAAAUAUUUAGACCACACAAAUCUAACUCAGCUUUAGACCUCCAAGCCUGUUUCUAUACUGUUUGCUACACUUGCAGGGACACCUUGGUCACCACUUCAGCAUUUUUAAGAUAUUGUGGUGCAUGUAGCUGUUCCUACAAGCCCUGCCAAUCACACAGCAGGGAGUUACACCUAUGAGCUCUCAAGCCAAUGUGUUGGUGCAUCAGUGUUGACGUAGCGUGCAAGUCAAAAGUGUGUACUAUCUCUGCGAUGAUUGCGGCAACAUGUGACUUAUUCAGGGUGGAGCACAAAUCAUUACAGAGACUGGUCACUCUUUGGCCUUGCAAGUGCUUGUUUCUGGGGACCACAACCUGACAGCUGGAAAGUGUGUUCCGAUCUCUCUGAUUGACAGAACUUAUAGGAGGAGCUAACUAUUGCCACAGUGGGGAAAAAAAAUUAAAUUGUAAAGACUGCAGGGUAAUCUGAUGUUUCUAUGUUGCCUAAAAUGAUCCUUUAAUGGGUUGGUAUUCCUUGUCGGAGAAAAUAUAUGCUCUGGAAAUACAGGUGAUACUUGAAAAAUUAGAAUAUCGUGCAAAAGUUCAUUUAUUUCAGUAAUGCAACGUAAAAGGAGAAACUAACAUAUGAGACUCAUUACAUGCAAAGCAAGAUAGUUCAAGCCGUGAUUUGUCAUAAGUGCGAUGACUAUGGCUUACAGCUCAUGAAAACCCCAAAUCCAUAAUCUCAUUUAAGAGUGUUAAGAUAUUUUGUGACAAGUCCAAGUUAACGACUACAUUAAACUGGUUUGGAAGCUCUCUCCUUUGAAUAAUAGGUGUUUUAUCCCAACCUUUGAUUUCAUUUAGUCAGGAAUGUCUUAUUUUAUUUUUCCCACUGAGAUAUUGUAUUGUGUUUUUGUUGUCUGACAACUUUCAGUUUAUUUUCUUAGGAUCCAAAGUUGCUGUCUAUGGCCUAUUCAGCUGUUGGUAAGCUAUCAAGGUAUGUUAAUUGAAUACUAAGGUGUCUUAUGUACUAAAUGUUAAGUAAGGAAACGUAGAGCCUCUGUGAUUGUUCUCAAAAAUAUUAAUUGAGGAAUAAAGCACGAACAUCGUUUCAGUGUAGAACUACUAUGAGUAUGAGGACUAUGGGUAUACAAGUGUAUGUAUUUUGUGGUGUGCUGUUGCAAAAAAAUGGCUUAGGGCAGUGUUUACUCAAAUAUAUUCUUUAACUAUACAUGGAUGAAAUGUGUUUAAGUUGAGCUACCUUGUCAUAGGAAUUUAUACACAUAGUAAUCCCCUACAGAGAAAAUGUUAUAUAAAUGUCCUCCUAUUAUUUAUUUAUUGUUUUUGUCCAUCUUUAUUUUGGAAGUGCAAGUGAGUACAUAGAAGCGUGCAGUUCCACGACAACAGCUGCAUGCAAAGCAAUUAUUGACAUAUUAGAACAUCGGCAUGGCACACUGUAUAUUACAUUUGCACAAUUUGUUUUAAAGAAGUCUUACUUCAUGCUUAAUCCACAAAAAAUACAGGCUUUGUUCAGGCAUGAGCACAGUUAAAAUAACAUAGAACAAUACACCAUAUAAGACCUGAAUGUGAACAGUAGUGUGAACUAUUGGAUUAAAGGGACUCUCCAGUGCCAGGAAAACAUGUUAGUUCCCCCUCCCAUCCCAAGUUGCUGAAGGGGUUAAAACAUGAUGUCCCUCGUUGCUGGGUCAGGCUCCGCCUACUCUACUCUGACAUCGGCAAGGGAGACCUAAUGCUCAUGCGCGGGUAUCCAAUGCUUUCCUAUGGGGAUUUCGGCAACGCUGGAAGUCCUCCUAUAGCGUGAGGAUGUCCAGCGUCGUAUAACACACUUUUCAUGUUCUAAGAACACGGAAGUCCCUCUAGUGGCAUUCUGAUAGACAGCCACUAGAGGAGGACUUAACCCUGCAAGGUAAUUAUUGCAGUUAUGAAAACUGCAGUAAUGACACUUGCAGGGUUAAGGGUAGUGGGAGUUGGCACCCAGACCACUACAAUGGGCAGAAGUGGUCUGGGUGCCUGGAGUAUCCCUUUAAGGUUUAUACACGUAUGUAAGUGAAAACAAAAAUAAGGAUAAGGUAAUUUCCACAGUGAAGGCCGAGCCCACAAUCCCUAUUGGAAGUAGUGUAGGGUAAAAUAUGUUUUUAAGGGGUCGCAUAAGCUAUGUACCUCUUGCCAACUAGGUAUAUAAGUAUGUAAGCCACAGUAGUUUGGCUAGAGGUGGCCACUCACGGUACUCAGUAGAAACACAAUGACAAGAAAGGUGAGUGAGUGGGGGGGAGAAGGGGGCCAACGGGUUAUGAACCCCAAGCCAGCGGGCAUACUUAGUGUAAAGGGACGUAUCCCAUAGGGCUGUCAAUGUGGUAACAGCGCAUUGGUUCAGUGAUUCAGAGAGGUUAUGUUCAACUGAAAAAUGAUCAGGACAAAAUCACGGCAGGUGGUCUUUGGCAGUUCAGGAAACCGCAGUAGUUGCAUUGCUACCCCUCAGUGCGGCAGGCACAAAGGGACGAAGCCUCGAGGGAUGGACACAGCAGCUCGCUAUUGGGUAGUGUUUGCGGUUCCUAACCGGAUAAAACACCGUUUUAGCUCUUAGCUUAGUCGGAGCUCCCGAAGGAUGCGUCCACUCAGUUAGGCAGCUGGCUCCGCCCCCAAUGUCCCCCAUAUUUUUAAUGCAUUGUAUAGAUAAGGAAAAAAGUAUUUACAUUAAAAUACAUACAAUUUUUAAAAUGUUCCUUUUUUGGCACUGAUAGAUUCUCUUUUAUCCCAUGAAUACUUGUUGUUGAUCCCCAGGAAUAGCUCCAAUUAUCACUUGGGAUGCGUGGAACUGCUCUAUGAAGUGAUAUUAGCCAUACCACAGCUGCUAUCACUUUACACAUCAGCUGGUUUACUGAUUAGUGAAGUGGGUUAUAUUCAGCUAUCAGCAGAACCUUGGUCUGAGAAUGCAUGUCCCAGGAGGAGAGGGCGCUAAACACAAGUUUCUGCAUGCAGAAACUUGGACAAAAUUGUCACUGGGCAUCCAGAACAAGACCUUCCUGCUCGAUGAUUGAAAGCUAUGCAGGCCAGUCUGAGAGCUACUGUUAUUUUUUUACUACAAAUUACUAGAGUUCUAAGCCCUGCUAAGAGUUGAUUCUGGGUGCUUUACACGUGAUCACAUUUGCAACCGUGAAAAGCUGUGCAGGUGCUUAUAGUGACGCUUUAAUAUACAUGUCAUAUUGAGUCAUGUCAUUAAAUAAGCUUCUUUUCUCUAGCCGGAUGCCUCAGUUAUUUACCAAGGACAUUGCCCUCGUGCAGCAAUUUUUUGAAGCCAUGCGCAAGGUAAGAAAGUUAACCUUUUGCAGUACUAAUAAUUUAAUCUGCUUCUAAGUUAUUUACUUGCAGGAUUAAAGGGAAUGUAUUGAUGUUGGAUAAAAGUUUUGUUAUUUCACUUUACAAAACAAAAUUGAAAAUGUUCGGUGAAAGACUCUAAAGACUAAGCUGUCUUACCUUUAAAAUAGGAGUGAAAGUCUACCUUACCCUAGUAUAUGCUUAGUAAUAAGUGAUCCUUUUUCCUUCUUACCUCCAGCAAAGUCAUAUUCCCAAGAAACACUGCUGGCGUAUUUAUGCUAGGAAUAUUUUUCUUAUGAUAUUUAAUUAUUUGACAUUGAAUGCCAGAAACUACAAUGCUUCUUUAUCCUUGUAUUUGAAUUUUUUUUUUUUUUUUUGGGGGGGGGGAAAUGCCCAACAGCUAAUUGUUCACUUUCAGUAUAAAGUAAACAUCACAAAUACAUGUGAAACUUAUUCUUACCCACCUUUUACUUCUUGAUCAGAGCACCUGGGUUUAUGUUUAUAUGUUCAUUCCACUCACUGCUAGAGAUUUAUAUGUGCAAGCUUGUCUACCUUACCUGGGUCACCAACAAUCACUAUUUAGUAUGUUGAUUCAUUGAAUAACCAAUACCUGUUUUUUUUUCAUUACAGGAGGAUACAGAUGUCAGACUUUCUAUCCAGGAAGCUUUGUCUAUGAUGGUAUCCGCUUACUCUAAUUUAGAAGGGGCCCAGCUGACCCUUAUGGAAGCUCUUGUUAGUUCAUACAUGAUAAAGGUGAGGAAGGAUACAUCUUACCAAUAGGAGAUAAACCAAAAUAUGUGACUUGAAAGAAUCCUUUAAAUCACCAUAAUAAUUCCCUGCACCCAUGAGCUCUGAGAGCAGCUUACAACUGCAGCGAUUUGUAAACGUUCUCAUCCCAAUACUAAGAGCCAGUCUGUGGACCCUGCAUGGUUGGUCAACUGCUCUAACUAUUGAUGCACACAGCCUGGUUAGUGAACUUGGAUGUGUGUAAGUAGUUUGUAGACGCAAUAUGGCAGCUAUCCGUUGGUUAAAGAGUUUUGCUAAUGCUAUGCGAUGAUUGCAGCUCUCUUUAAGAUAAGCUGCUUAUCCCAUAAACCUGCUGCACAGACCUUUUAUGGGAAAAGAAUAGAUACAGUAUUAGGCUCCUGGUUGGUGAGGAAGAGUUCUGUCUUCCACUGACUGUACAAAUGUCCGUUAUUACAGUCUUUUUUUUUUAAUAAAUUAAAACAUUUUAAAACAAAAGGGCUCAUUUUAUUCCAUAGUUUACCUUUAAAACAAUUUUGAUAAUGAAAGGUGAGGGGAUUCAAUUCUUAAAUACAAUGCAUAGUAGAGAGAUUGUAAUAUUUACUUUUGUGUCUUCAGCCAGAAGUUCAGGUUCGACAAGUUGCCGUGAAGUUUGCCAGUAAUGUUUUUGCUCCUGAUCACAUCCCUUCAAGAUAUUUGCUUUUGCUGUCAGCCGGAGAUUCGUAAGAUUUCUUUACCAAACUAUUUCUUGCAUUUCUGAUAGAGUGCUUAGUUAAAGGUUAUCUGUACUGCAAAAAUGCCAUGAUAUCAGAUGUAUUCUAUACAUUGUGCUAACCAAAUUACUAACCGGUUAUAAAAGGUGUAAAGUCCUUUAAAAUUGGCUUCGGUUCAGCUCAACAUAUAGUUAUACCCUUGGGACAGUAAGACUUUUUAGAUUUAAUGAUUACCACUACUUGGCAGACUUGGUAAAUUAAUUCCCUCUUUCUGCACCAUAUUUUUUUUUUUUUUUGAGCAAUACACGUUGUUGUGUAAGAAAAAUAAUAAAAACUAUAACUUGUAUUGUAAAUGUAAUACAUAUUUUACAUUUAAAAUACAAAAUGUGAAAUUUUUUAAGUUACAUUUUGGCUACAUAAUUUUUAUUAUUAUUAAUAUUGGGUCAGUCUUAACACCAUAACUUCCACAUCUUGGUGCAAAAAGUAUUUGUGUGCAGUUCAAAAGUGGUUGUGUGUGGUUUCAUUUUUUUACAUACAUACCUUUACAUACAUACCUUUACAUACAUCAAGACUCUUUUACCACCCAUGGUUGGUCCACAUUACUAAUAUAAUUUUUGUUCAUUUUUGGUGACGAUGGUUGGCUGAGAAUAAUGGGAGAGAGUUAGCCCACUGCUCCCGGCUUAUUGCUGCUUUCUAGCUGAUUGCUUAGAAUGUGAGGAAUGGCAUAGAAAAACAUAUGUCUGUUGUUUGUGAUUGAUUGGCCUGAGGCAGUUGGCAUUUCUCAGACACAGGGAAUCCUGAACCAAUUCUACCACUUAUCAUAUAUUGUCUACUUCGAUCUCCCAUUCUUAUGGAGGUGAAUUCCGUCACGAUCACAUGAGGGAUUUUUUUUUUUUUUUUUUUUAUUGAAUUGCAGGCGGGAAGAGGUACAUGGAGAAGCACAGAGAGCCCUCCGGGCAUUCUCUGCAAAUGGUGAAAAGGAUGGACCUCCUCCUAAACUUCCAUCCUUCCCAGUAAUGGUCCGUCAUAUCUCUGAAAAGGUAUAUAGACUGCUAUUCAUGUUGGAGGAGGGUGGCGUAAAAGUGUGCAUGUUGUGUGACUAGUACCGUAAUGUGUUGUUUUUUUUGUUUGUUGUUUUUUUUUUUCGCUCCCUUGCAGGCAUCGAACCGGAUGAAAUCUCGUUCUAAAGUUGUGACCACAACGUCCGUGCUCCCCUUUAACCCUGCUACAUUUUUAGAGGUACAAUAUAAAUGUGUCCACAAGCCACAGAACAUUCUUGCCAAGAUUUUUAAAUUGAAAAAGGCCCAGUAUUUUGUGUGUCCUGCUCUUUUUGACGGUCUGUCUUCUCCUUGUUCAGAUCAUCCUUUACCUGAGAAUGUGCCUGGCUCACAGUGCUGGUGUAACACCCACCUGCCAGUCAUUAGCAGAUAUGCAAGACCAGGCCCCAGCUCUUGGGCGUUAUAUCAGAGAGCUCAUGUCCAAUGAAUUUAUUGCUCCAGACUCCUCUUCUUCAAAGAAUGGUGACCUGAAUCCGGUGGAGAUGUACAUGAGCCUCAUCCAGCAACUAUUAUCUGCUGUGGGAGGUAAAACUGACCUUGUUGUAUUUGGUGAAUGGAAAGGCAUAUCUGUUUAUUUAUAAGUAAUUUGUUUACGUCCGAAUCAAAAUGUAAAAAUGUAAUGUAUUAGCUAGGUCUAAAAGUUAUCUCCCAUCUCAAUAAUUUGUUUUUAGUUAACACUCUGCAAAAUGGAAUAUGAGUAUGAGUGCAGGGGUGCAUGUUUGUGGUAUGUUGCUGUGUGUGUGUUUGUGUAGAGAGUAAUCAAAUGCAAGGUUGUGUGUGUCUUUACUGGUGUAUAUGAGCAGAGGGUAAAGGUGUGUAAAAGCAGGGAUAUAUUUACCCUUUCAAAUUCCCAUGUCGCUGUCCACCUACCAUGUACUGCUCCCUUUGUCCUCCAUAUUUAUUUGUUUGAUUUUUAUUUGGUAAAUAGUAGAGUGGGGCUUUAGCUGUGGUGUAGAAGAGUGAGCCACAUGGAACUGAGCUUCCAGUCAUACUGGCAAGUAAAGCUCUGACACUGCUGUUACUGCAGCUAAGCCUGGUUACAGGCAGGGCGAAUUUUCCAGUACUCAACAAGAGAAGAUUUGCCUUUUGUUAUAUUUCCAGGAUUAGUACUUUUUAGGGGUUUGGGUUUUAAUUGCCUGCUAUUAGGGGAAAGUUUGGGUGUAUUAUUAUUAUUAUUAUUAUUAUUAUUAUUAUUAUUAUUAUUAUUAUUAUUAUUAAUAAUAAAAAGCAAUGCUCACCUCUCCGCAUCCCGCAACAUCAUUGGGGACUUGGUGCACAUGUGUUAGAGGUAGAUUUAAAUCUGCAAUGUAAAAAAAAAAAUGCCGCCAUUUGGGGUCUCUGCAUAAUUAGCAAACUCCCCCAACAGUGACUGCUCUCCUGGCAGUAUGGUGAUUGAGGGGUAUAGUGGAAGGUGCGUGAUACUUAACUGGACCUGUCUCUUGCAAGCAAUGCCAUCUUCCUACUGCCUGUCCUCUUCAGCUCACAUAUGCGCAAGAGUACAACACUGAGGUCUAUGGAGGAUCGCGUCAGACUGGGAUCCUCAAUAGAGAGGGCAUAUUUUACUUUGAGUGUGCAUACAGCUCAUCAGUCAGUGUAGGGUCCUCUUAUUUUUGCCCGGCUGACAGAGGAAACCCAGGUAUCAAAUGAAAUAUCCCUGCUGGUAAAAUUGUGCAUGAUGGAAUUAUUCUGUCACUGGUCAGGAAGGGGUUAACAAAGCUGCUGCAAACCACAUUAGGAUUCCUUCUUGGUGUUAAAUGUAAAAAUGGUUUUGUGCGUAUGUUUUUCCAUACAAUUCAUUUUAGUGGCAUUUUCUAUGUCUUUCAGGUUUGUCAGUGAUGUACUGCUUUCUGGAAGUAGUCUCUGUCUAUCCACAAAAGCUAUCUGCAAAAUUGGUAGAUUCCACUGACUGGAUAAAGGUAAUGAUUACUGCCUUCUUAAUUUAAAAACAUUUUUUUUUUUAAGAUGUGUAUGGUACCAAUGAUGGAUAUACUUCGUAGAAGGACUUGCAUAAGUAAGAAACAAAAAUUUUUGGUUGGGUGUCUAUUCAUAAAAAAAAUUAAAAAUUAAAAGGAUGCUUCUGCCAACAAACAAAUGCUGUCCAAGUAUGCUUAAAUUGCAUACUUUGGAGUUUUUAGUACAAUUUUAUGAAGAAUUAUCCUAGACACAUUUAAUUUAUUAUAUUCUAAAAACAAGCUGAUGCCAAAAGUGGCAAACACAUGCAUCCUUCCAAAAAAGCUCAAGUGUUAACAUACAUCAAGAGUCAUUGAAGUUUUUCUUUGAAGUCUAUUGUGCACUCUAAAUAUUGGAAUAUUCGUGUUCAUGUACAAACUUUUUAAACUUUUGAUAAACCUGAUAGGCAUACGUAUCGCUGGGGAUAGCAGUCCCUGCAAUAUCUAUAAUAACUUAAGACCCAGCUAUAGCCUACUACUAACUAGCUUAUAAGGAAGGCAACCUACAGCAAAGUAAGUAGAAGUAACAGAUAAGAGAGGCUGCGCCACAUAAAAAAUUAAAAAUAUUUAAAAUUAUUUAAAGUCCAAGUAGUAAAAAGUCCAAAUUGUAUAUCUUUACGAAUAGUCUUUUUGAGAGGCUGGUACUGUGGUACGUCUUCGAAUAUAGUGGUUCCACUUAUAUAGAAGAUAAAAGAGAGGGACAACCAAUAGUGCAAUAUGUAUAGCUCAGAUAUUGACUGGAUAAAAAAGCAAUGGUAGAGAACUCACAUUUGCAAGAGCUUAUGUCCAGCUCUAGGGUAAAGCGCGUACAGCGGUUUAAUCCCCGUUUAUAGGAUAUAUGGUGGGUACCUCUCCGUCAGUGGUGUCCGGUUCUCAGGAAAGAAGAAACAGCCAAUAGUGCUCACUGUAUGGUAUUAUUAGCAUAAAUUAAAUAAAAACGUACUUACAAGUAAAGAGCAGGCGGACUGCUCUGUGGUAUCAGCAUAACUGGAUUGAUCCCCACCUAGGAUUUCUUGGAAUGUAGAUAGCUUCCAAAUAUUAUAAAACCAGAAUGGAUAAAAAAAGAAUAAAUAAGAUAAUAAAAAGCCAGGAUAAAGGUAAAAGGAAAAAAAAUAAAAAAAAUAUAUAUGUAAAAAAGAUAAUUGGCACAAUCAAAUGACCAAAUAUACUUUAAUACAAAAAUACACAAUAUAAAAUUUCCAUAACGCGUUUCGUCAAAAGACUUUUUCAAAUGGAAUAACCCGGAAUAAUUUGAAAAAGUCUUUUGACGAAACGUGUUAUGGAAAUUUUAUAUUGUGUAUAUUUGGUCAUUUGAUUGUGCCAAUUAUCUUUUUUACAUAUAUAAUUUUUUUUUUUUUUUUUACCUUUAUCAUCUUAUUUAUUAUUUUUUAUCCAUUCUGGUUCUAUAAUAUUUGGAAGCUAUCUGCAUUCCAAGAAAUCCUAGGUGGGGAUCAAUCCAGUUAUGCUGAUACCACAGAGCAGUCUGUCUGCUCUUUACUUGUAAGUACGUUUUUAUUUAAUUUAUGCUAAUAAUACCAUACAGUGAGCACUAUUGGCUGUUUCUUCUUUCCUGAGAAUCGGAAACCACUGACGGAGAGGUAACCACCAUAUAUCCUAUAAGCGGGGAUUAAACCGCUGGACAUAAGCUCUUGCAAAUGUGAGUUCUCUACCAUUGCUUUUUUUAUCCAGUCAAUAUCUGAGCUAUACAUAUUGCACUAUUGGUUGUCCCUCUCUUUUAUCUUCUAUAUAAGUGGAACCACUAUAUUCGAAGACGUACCAGCCUCUCAAAAAGACUAUUCGUAAGGAUAUACAAUUUGGACUUUUUACUACUUGGAUUUUAAAUAUUUUUAUUUUUUUAUGUGGCGCAGCCUUUCUUAUCUGUUACUUCUAUUCAUCUUGUUUUAGAGGGAUCGCCUUUUUAAGGUUGCUGCCUAUAAGUUGACCAGUCCUGUCUCAUCCAUUUUAUCAUUACUAUUAUAACCUACAGCAAAGGCCCAGUACAUGCCUGUCCCUCCAAUUCACUGGUCUGUCCUGUGGUCCCUCUGUUCUUUGUUUUGUUUUUUUGAUGCUUUUAUUUGCGCACUGUGGCUCUGUGGCAGGACUAGUGGCUGAUCAUUGGUGCUUAAUAGUCUUUUCUACACAGAGACUGGUUCAUUCAGGGGGCAUGUUUGGCUCUAGCAGGCCCCCCUAGUCUUUCGGCGGAGCGCAUGCAUUCCAUUAUGUGAGGCCACCUUUCUGAGCCACACGCAUUCUAGUAUAGUGUUCUCAAGGCUCCAGUGUUUUGGAACACAGCCACGGAAGUGGAACUGUUCACCAAUGUCAUGAAUUGUAAUGAUUGAACUAAUUGCUUUUCAGACUCUGCUGAUUUCAAACAAGGAGGAGAUGCGAGAGCUGGCAGCUCAGUUGUAUGCUGUAGUAGUGUCUACAGUGUCUGGCCCAGAAUUAAAGUCUAAACUGCAAAGUCUGAUUAAGAGCGCUAAAGACAACCAUGUAAGUAAAUAAACUAUUUGAAUGCAAAAUUCUUGUUUUUAUAUGAACGUAACCUUUUAAAAUUCCUCUCUCCUUUCAUCCCUUCCAUUAUAGCAUCAAUCUUUAUUAACUAAUAGGAGGAAGCUGGUUUUGUGUGGUGUGUGUGUACUUUAUGCAACCCUCACACAAAUGAUUAGUACUGACUCAUACCAAGUGACUUGUAUGGUUUCACUCCUAGCUUUGUAUGCUACACCAACAGAGUACAUGCAGUAUUGUAUGGUACAUUGGAAGCUUUGAAAGGACCAGGGAUGGUUUAGAAAACAGUCAGUACCAUGGAUUUGCUUCCUGACUGUUUCCUGAUUCUUGUCUGCAUUCCUGCUCUUAUGACUUGUACCACUUUUCACCAAUGUCUAAACCCAAACUUGUUUGUUUAUGGUUUCCAGAAUCCUGAGGCUCAGCACGGAUCCCUGCUUGCUCUGGGCUACCUGAUUGGAAGAUACUUGGCUAAGUCUUUUAAACGUAACGUAGAAAUGCAGGACUUGGAACAGUCUAAAUCAGCUCCUAUACCUGAUCAAGAUGAAAUGAUCCAAACCUGUGUUGAAACUAUUGGUAAGGUUCCAAUUCCACGAAAUUAGAAGAAUGUUAAUGCAGACUCAAGGAGUACAGACAUGCCUCAUUCAGCUUUCCGGAUGAUUGGCUGAUUCCCUCAUGGUAGCAGCAGUCAAAAGAACGCUGAAUUAUUAUGUUUAUGACAAAGUACCGAUGUGAUGCAAAGUAAUUCCUUAUUGCUUUGCUGAACUGUGAGUGUUUGUACGCAAGAGUAUGUGCGUGUAUCUACCUUUCUAUAAAUGUGUAUGUAUAGAUCAGGACUCAAAAUUCUAAGUUAUACAUUACUCAAACAGGCCUGAGAGUUACUUGCUACCGCAAGGCUGGAGCGUCUAUGAUAAUCAUUUAAGGCCUACGUAGCCAAACUGGAAAAAUUCUCUAAGUCCGCUAUGCUGUUGAUUUUGUUUCAUUUGCAUUAAAUUCACUUUGAAUUCAAUCUUUGGUAAAAACCCUGUUUUUAAAAUAUAUAUAUUUUUUUUUUUUUUUGGUCAACUAAGCCUGCCAUUACCUGGUUCAUGCUUCAAUCUCUCUCUGAGAAGGUCUCAUAUUCUAUACUAUGUCCUUUUGUUUAAAUGCCUUUAAAUGAUUGCUUUGCACAUGUUUUUCAGGCUCGUUUCUGGAUAACCCAUCCCCACAGCUGUCAGUAGCAGCUAUUAUGGCUUUGGGGGAGAUUGGAAGGAAUGGGGUGCUUCCUAUUCCAGAUGAUGGAUCUGGUUUUACCAAGAAACAACUUGUGGAGAAUCUGUUGGCCAGGAUAACGUCUGGAAAGGAAAUAAACAAGGCAAGUCACUAAGGAAUAAAUCUUUGCACUUUCUAUUUCUUUUUAACGCUCCUCAGAGUUUAACAUCUGUAACACCCAUCAUUUGGUUUGCUGUGUUUUGUGGACUCAAGCUUAAUGUAGCAUCUGUGAUGUGUCGGUAUUUAAUAUUUAAAUUUAAAAUGAACCCACACUGCUAACUAUGCACUGUCUUUUCUCAAUAAUGUUUCUUCAUGGCUUUCUGUCCAUUACUGUUUCUAUCCGGGCAACUCAUCUUAUUAUUGUAAAAUAUAGAAUCUGUGUCAUCCCAGGCCUAGCCUGCAUGUCCAGUGCGUGUAUUCACCUUUGCUUUCAGGUUUGUUUGUUAAAUAUUUUGAGUUUGUUGUUCAUCUACCCAGUGAUGUGAGAUUAUAAAAUUAAAGAAAUACAGCUGUUAUUACAUGUUAUGUGAGAACAUUGCUUGCAUUGUAUUUUUACAUGCUAAUAUCGGAAAACUACAUUAUCACAUGACACAUCAAAAUGACUGCUAGUGAUGGUUGGUUAAAUAAAGUAUACAUGUUUUGCUAACUUUUGGCAUGAUAUUAACUUGGCUAUAAUCUGGAUGAAUUAUUUGAGGACAACUGUAAAUGUCAUUUCAUAUAUUAACUCCUAGAAUGUGAUGGCAGAUAAGAACCAGUCUGCCCAAUUUUCUAAAUACUCUCGUUAGUCUCUGGCCUUAUCUUAUAGUUAGGAUAGCCUUAUGCCUAUCCCACGCAUGCUUAAACUCCUUUACUGUGUUAACCUCUACCACUUCAGCUGGAAGGCUAUUCCAUGCAUCCAUUACCCUCUUAGUAAAGUAAUACUUCCUGAUAUUUUUAAACCUUUUGUCCCUCUAAUUUACGACUUUGUCCUCUUGUUGUGGUAGUGUUUCUUCUUUUAAAUAUAGUCUCCUUCUUUACUGUGUUGAUUCCCUGUACGUAUUUAAAUGUUUCUAUCAUAUCCCCCCGUCUCGUCUUUCCUCCAAGCUACACAUGUUAAGAUCCUUUCAUCUUUCUCAGUGGUGAAUAAUACAACUGUUUUGCUAUAUAGUCUACUUUUUGGCAAAAAAUGGGUUUGCAUUGUAAUUUUUUUAUUUUAUUUGUUUUUAAUUAUAUUUCCCAUCAGGUACAAUUUAAAUGAGCACCAAUAGAUUAAUGAAUUAACAAAUGUAAUAUUACAAAGUGAUUGAAAUGUUUAACAUAUUUAAUAUUCAACAAAUUAUUAAUUUUUGGUGAUGUCAUGAAAUGUCAUCUGUUCUUAAGAGGCGAACAUAAAUCUUUUUUGUAACUUAAAUUCUUGCUUUUCAUGACUGUAUGCUUGAUCUAACCAUAUUCACAGGCCAAAGAACGAGCUAUAAGGACUCUGGGUUUUUUUUCUGUUGGAGAUGGGAAUUUCCCUUAUCAAAGAAUGCUGCUUCAAGGACUAAUGGAAUCCGUUGAAGUGAGUAACUUGUUUUUAAUAAAAUUAACGGUUAUUCGCUAAAGUGGCUUUACAUUUGAAUUCAUGAUCUUUCUCAAAAUAGCUGACUUGGAUAAUUUUUCUAGUUGUAACUUGGGCCUUAAAGGGACAUUCCACUCCCCAAAUUCAAAAUGGAAAAAACACAUUUAAGUAGAUAUAACCUCAUUGAAAACAUGCAUGCAUUUAAUUAUGCAUUUUUUUCAUUGUGGUUAUAUCUAAAACCAGCUUGCAAAAAGCUGCAAAUCUCUUGGUGUUGCCUUUUGCAAACCUUCCCUUCUAAUCCAACCCAGAGUUCCCAAUGCAGCUUAAUGAAAAAUCUUUGCAAGAAAAUGGAUUUGGGCAAUUGAAUGUGUUGUGAGUUUAACUACACAGUUCUAAACAACCAGAAAGUCUAUAUAGAAACAAUGUACUAAUAAUUUCUAAACAACCAGAAUGGAACAUGAUUGGUUAUCCCAUUGUCAUGCAGGAGGUGUAACCAGGUUAAUUAUUAAAAGUGCCAAAUUCUAUUGAAAUCUGCAAUUCUUGUAAAAUUUGAAAUUCACUUUGUGCUCCCACAAAUCUCCUUAUUUAAAAAAAAAUAAAUAUAAGGUUUCGUACAAAGUUGUAGAAAAUAAUUUCUGCAGGCUUUUCAAUAUAAACGCAGUGUUCACAUUGGUGCCUAGUAACACCUCUAGUGGCAGUCACUCAGAUGGCCACUAGAGGUGCUUCUUAAUUCAGUGCUGCGCUGUGUGCAUCACUUACGUUCAGUGUUUCUACUCUCUGCAUCUCUGAGGCCAUGUUGAUUGGCGCAGCAAAGCAUUUUCUUAUAGGAAAGCAUUGGAUUGGCUGAGAUCAUCAAAAAUUAUGUUCUCAGCCAUGGAGGCGGUGACCGUCAGGUCCAAAAUGAAGAAAAAGUAAAAAAAUUUUUUUAACUCCAAUCAAAUCUUUUUAACUCCUAAACUGCUACUCCUGCAGUAUAGUGUUCAUUAAACCUGUCUUUUCAACCUAUGCAUAAAGUAUUGUUUGGCAUACUUCACCUUCAAUACUUAUUUCUGCAUUGUUUAUAAAAGUAAAAUUGAUUGAAAAAUAUUCAUACCAGUAACCAAUCAGGCAAUUGUGGUAAGUUUCAAGCUGGGAAAUUAUUCAUAGAUUUUUACUUGGAAUCACUUCAGAGAUUUUACAGCUGAUUGGUAGUAAUGAACUAUGAACUCUUGUAAUUUUUGUUUACGUAUAAUCACAUGACACUGGUUCUGAAGAGUAUAGUUAAUCUGAAAUACAACUUUUUUUUUUUUUUUUCUUCAUUCAAGAAAAAGGUUUAUUGAUACAGGCUCAUAGACAAUGAUAUGUCAUUGAUUUGUUACAGAGUACAGGAGGAAGUAUUGAGACAUUAGUGUAAGCAUAUGUCACAUAGUUUGUAACAAAUUAGUGUAUGGGUCUGUAUGAUCAUGCGGGUUGAUACAGGUUAUGUUGGUUACUAUCAACUCAGUAAAUUGGUUGCUCGUUGGCGGGUCGAUAGUGGGAAAAUAAAAUAAGAGAAUGCACUGCACAAUCUGCAUUUUCAUUUUAUCUGUCUGUUAACGAAGAAUAUGAGUUAGGGGAUUGAUCGGUCAAUGAGUGUAGGUUGGCACUGGCUAGAGUGAGAAAGGAAAGGGGGAGGAGGAGACAGGAUGAGAGGGGCUGGAAGAGAAAGUUGGGAUGAGGGAGAGAGAGAAGAGAAAAAAUAAAUGUGAAAAAAAAAAAAGGGAAGGGGGGGGGGAAGAGAGAUAGGGAGGGUAGAUUGGUGGAUGUUGUCUCCCCCAACCCCCUUCCCAAAGCAGCCACCUCUGCACUGCGUUGUUAAUCAGGUUGAGGGGGGGACAUGGUCCAGGGUUAUUUUUAUUUUUUAUUUUUUUUAAUGCAUUCGUAGAAGUUUGGCAGAGACCAGUGUAAAUAAUGUUGCCUGCUGGCCUGAUCUGGGAUUUGAGUUUCUAUCAGACUGAUCAUUGUGAUAUGUUUGUCAAUAUUAAAUAUAAUUUGUUUUGCUAACAUUUUCCUCUAUAAUUUUUAUAUCUUUUCAUGCAGGCAAAACAAAUAGAGCUUCAGUUCACUGUAGGAGAAGCGAUUACAAAUGCUGCUGUUGGUACAAAAUCCUCUGCGGCUAGAGAUCUUUGGAUUGUCACAGAAGAAGAAUACCAUCCACGCACUGGUAAAUAGUCUAGUUUUGUUUUGAUUCUGAAUAUAUGCAAUUUGUACCAUUUUUUUUUUAGACGAGAUUUUAAGUACACGUGCCGGAAACAUUUUUUUAAUUGUGUAGGGAUACUGUGACCAUACAUAAAUCAAAGUAUUUGAAUAGCCCUAAAACAGUUAAAUUAGUCAAUAAAAUUAUUUGGUGUAUUAGUUGAAAAAAGAAGCCUGUAUCUUCCCUUGCAUGGGGUGAACGGAACAAAAAGGUCUGAUUGCUAUUUGUGGGAAAUGCUGCAGAAGAGCUUGAAAGAUAGAUUAUAUGCUCUUUUUUUUUUUUUUUUUUUUUAUCUUGAAUGUUCAGCAUUAUGUUUUUUUUUUGUUUUUUUUUUUAUUUGAAGUGUGGUAUAUACAGUUAAAGGGACAGUAUAGGCACCCAAACAACUUCAGCUCAUCAGUCACUGAAGGCGCUCCCUGCGUCCAAACUGACCGAUAUCUGGCACUGAACGUCCUCACGCUCUGCAUGAGGACAUCCAGCGUCAGAUUUUUCCCUGUAGGAAGGCAAUGCUUUUCUAUAGAGGGGGGCUAAUGCUCGUGUGUCAUUUUCCGUGCAUGCGCAUUAGCACACGCUGGUCCUGGGACAUCGGAGGGGAUGGAGCGUCGACCCAGUGCUGAGGGACAUCCGUGCUGGGAUAAGGUAAGUAAAUUAAAGCAUUUUUACCACUUUAUUUAGCCGGGUGGGGGGCGUGAUGGAGGAGGGAGGCAGAGGGAGCUAAAGUACCAUGAAUACAGCUUUGUAUUCCUAGCAUUCAUAGUAUGCCUUUAAACAUUAUUAAAGGAACACUCUGUGCACCAAGUGGUUAUGAUGCUUGAAGUAGCUCUGGAAGUGUUGAACGGUUUUUUGAAAACUCGGUCCAACUUUUUAGCCAUUGUGCCACUGUGUUAUAUUCACUACACAGAGUUUGUCUCUUUUUCAGGUGUUUUAUUAAAUAUAGGGAGGAUAUCCAGGCAAAGAGUGAAAUAAUGUUAAAUUAAAUAUUUUUUUAACCUGCUGAUUUUUAGUGCUUCAAUUAACAUUGCUUAGAUGUUAAAAUUUUAUAUGAUUUAAAAAAAUAAAUAAAAAAUUGAAAUUUUUUGCCCCUUACGUUAAUGUUACUGCUUUACUGAUUUAAAAUCUGUAUUGCAGUGUGUGAAAGCCAUCCUUGGAAUAAAUACUGUUGUGCUUGUUUCUAAAUGCUUGGUCCCAUGUAAUAGGCAGCAAGUAGCACUACAUGGUGUAUGCUGCAAAUUUCUGAGCAUCUUUUGUCCUUUUGUCUGAAUAGAUGUGAAGGUGAAUGAUGAAGUUCAAUGGGUUGUAGAUCAGAUUCUCAACAAGUACAUAGUGAGCAUCAAUCCGCACAUCCGUCAGGCUGCAUGCGUCUGGCUCCUUUCACUGGUGAAAAAACUGAGUGAACAUAAAGAAAUAAAGGUAAAAUUGAUAUUAUACCAGAUCAUACCUGUCAUAAUGCACCUGCCAUUAGGUAUAUAUUAUCAUUAGGAUUCCUUCUGAAAGGUAGACUUUGCUCUCUUACUGUAAUGUGAAAAACACAUACAAAAUCUACAUUUAAGGCGGCACUGUCUUGCCCAUCUUACCUUUCUUUAAUCGAUCCCUCUUCUCUCCCUCUCUCAGGAUCUGUUCUUCAUUUCUUCCUAUCUGCUCUAGUUUUCUUUAAAACAUAAGACAAAGUAAGGACUACUUUGUCUUAUGGAGGUUUCCUACGCCUGACCAUCUCUGACCAGCAGAGGAGCAAAGUGUGCUCCAUUUCCUGUGAUCAAAGCAAUUUUUCCACGAUUCUUACCUUUCCUCCGUGAUCUCGCGAUGCUUCCUGUCAGUAUUUCCGAACGUCCUGUCAUUUAGACAGAACGCCAGCGAAACCACAGAAUUUUGUCCUAACCCAGUGAGAACAGUUUCUCCAUUCGUGUUAGGACGCAAUUCGGGACUUUGUUCGGACCGGAAUUUCAUUAGAAUGAAUGAAAUUCAGAUCAGUAGAUAGCUCUGUCUACUUUAACUCUGUUAAAAAAUAAAAUUAAAAAAUCAACCCUAGUGUCCCCCCCUCCCGAGCCCCAACCCGUACCGUGCGAGUGGGGGCUAUUAAACUGAACGGGGGACCUAUUGCCCCCCCACCCCCCCGGGGGGCCCUAAAUGACAAUAAGGGGGACGGAUCUAUUGUUGUCCUCCCCUGACCCCACCCUGAGCGGCGGGUGGGGCCCCUAAAUGAAAAUGUGAGGGGGGGACCUAUUGCUCCUACCAUCACAUUUGCAAUACAAUAUAGGAUACUUGAAAUAUGGAAACCCAUAUAAUAUUUUUUUUCCUUUUUAAUGAUCUUAAAUUAUCUUUUUUUUUUUUUCUUUUUAUUAAUGCCAAAAUAAAUGAAAAAUGAACAGACAUCACAUUUUACACAUUAUCCAUCAAUAAAAUCCCUUUCCUUCAAUCCACUUGCAGUAACAGCCUUUAUAUUAUUCAUUAUCAUUAUAAGCAUUUAUACUAAAACAUUCGCAUGUUGCCUUAAUAAUACGUUAGUUUAGUAAAUACAUACCAUUCAACUCCUAGUUGUGCUGAUCAUAUUAUUAGCUUAUAAUGAACUAACUUACAGUUGUGAUGUACUACUUUAUUAAUCCGUUAUUAGUUUAUAGUUUCCUUAACUAAAUAUAGAGAUAAGAAUACCAAAAAGGAAAAGAAAAGAUAAACCCUGGUUGUUCUCCACGUUACCUAUUUACAAACCAGCAGUCUACUCUUUACUGGCCCUAACCACCUUGUAUAAAGCAUACUCCAGUCAGAAAUCUUACUUUACCUGGGUCUGUUUAACUAUAUUCCAAGGGGACUCUUCCCCUUUUAAGUCAUACCAAGCUUCUAGCUCACCCUUAUGUGUCGUGUUUUUAGCCCCAGCUACAGCCUCUGUCGGACCUCAUUUUCUCAUCACUUCCUUGUUUUAAAGCUAGAGCACCUGAUUAAUCAUCCAGCUGUGCCAUUCUUUUUUUUUAUAUUUGUCAAGGUAUCCAUUAACUUCACUCGCCAUCUUUUCAUAUGCGCUAAUCUUGUUCAGCUUGACGUGUAUUACUUCAUCUGAAGGAAUAGCUUCUUCUUCCAAUUACUUGCUAAAGCUAUUUUUGCUACCGUAAGAAUAUUUAAAAUCACUUUUCUAUGGGGAUGAAUAUUAAUUCCUGAAAUAAUGUGGAGUACAAAUUUCUCCGCAUGCAAGGGGAUAGCAAGCUUUGUCUUGUCGUAAAUCAAAUUCUGAAUUCGUUUCCAAAACUCUCUUAAAUAGGGACAGUCCCAAAAAAUAUGCAACAUAGAUCCUGCUUCUUUUUCGCACCUCCAGCAUAACCCUAAUAAAUCAGCAUACAUACGUGCUAAUCUUUGCGGUACCAAAUACCACCUCAUUGUCACCUUACAGUACGCCUCCCAUAAACUACGUGAGGCUUGCUUGGUGCUAAGCAUAGCUGAAUGCCAGUCUUUCCUAGAAAAUUGAUGCCCAAUUUCAUUCUCCCAUUGUAUCAUGUAUUUUAGUUUAUCUGAUGCAGCACUUUCCGUCAGCGCAUUAUAGCACCAGGAAAAAAGUUUUACAGAUUUGUGUGACAAAAUAAAUUCUGGCGUAGAUAAGGUAUUUACAUCAAUAUAUGGAUUGUCCAAAAUAUGUGCCUUUAUUAUAUUCUUAAUCCUUAAAUACACAAGCAGAUCUUUAGCUUCCAGAUCUAAUUCUUUUUGAAGAUCAGGAAAUAGCUUUACUUGUGGCCCAUUCAUUAAAUUGCCGAUUUGUCUUACCCCUUUCUCUUGCCAUCUCCUCAUCUGAAGGUCCAGAGAGAGGGCCGCUAAUGUCAUUAUUGGUGCAGCUCUAAACAUCAGAUUUCAGUGUAUUACAUAUGGACACCAUUCUUUCCAUAAUCUUAACAAGAGUUUUGUGCUUUGUAACAUAGAUUUUAAAGGAAACUGGGGAACCGAACAUGUCCAUAGAUAAUAUAUUAUGUUGUUUGCAUCUAAACAUGCAUUUUCAAGUGUUAACCAAAUUGGGGAUUGAGAAGUUUUCCUAAAUCUCAGUAAUCUGAUCCCUUCUGCUAGGAAGGAUGCCCUAUAAUAUGUUUUAAUGUCUGGCAUCCCUAGACCAACUUUUUACGUAUGAAAGACCUGAGCUCCCUCGUGCCACUCUUCAAUUUAUAUAUCAGGGUUUGUUGUAAUUUAAUAGGUAGCGCCUGUGUUUUAGUUACAUAAUUUUUAUAAUACGAUACCUGUCCAUACUCUAUUAGCAGCUUAGUCAAUGAUGGUAGGGAGAGCUCCGGAUCUUUAAUAAAGAGCAGAAUAUCGUCCGCAAACAGCGCCAUUUUUUUAUGAUCUUUGAAGGAACAGGUCAUCUAGUACUGAUAGUAAAUCUGUAGGUGUUGACCCUGCCCAUUUUUUAUUUAAUUAUUUUUAUGCACAACACAAAUGAAUCUUGAAAUCUGAAGUGUGAUAUGUUGGUAUAUUGUUCCUUGAUUAUACCCAUCAAUGUGUCACAGUGUGUUGAUUCAUUCAGUUUAACAGUAUAUCCUCGUGUUUCUAUGAGGCUACUGCACUAAACCUGUUUUCAUGGGAGAUUGUCUUAAGACACUUAUAACUACUCAACCAUUUUGUAACUACUUUUAAAAGCAAAAUGUAAACCUUUUCUUAAAUGACAGUCUUCAGAUAUUAGCAGCUGUAAUUCAUAAUUUAAUUUGUCUAUUCCAUUGUAUAGCCAUGUUUUAUUCUCAACCAAAUGAAGUUCUUCUAAUUUGAGUCAAAUAACAGUUUAUUAGGCUUCUGAAUAACCAUUUAGAGUUCAUGCUGUGCAGCACCUGUCAAUAUUUUUGAGUAAUUACAGAUUCUAUAAUGCAUGAGAGAUUUGUAUGCAUUCUGAAAUAAUCUUUUGUAUAUAUUUUGCAUUUCUUUUUUUAGUCGAAACUUAAAGAGAUUCAAAGUGCCUUUAUAUCCGUUCUAUCCGAUAAUGAUGGUGCGUAUACACUUUAACUUUUUUUUUUUUUUUUUUUAAAUCCUUCCACUUGCAAAAAAUGUUUAUUCAUUUACAAUUCCAGGGUCAAGAUUCCCUUGUGCUAUGUAUGAUUUGUGAAAGGAAGCAGGAACAGUGAAAAUUAGAUUUAAAAAAAAAUAAAGAGCCAUUUAACUAAUUAUCUAUGCUAGGUAUUAAGAAGCAGCUUUUAUAAUUACGUUUAUAUUUCAUUAGUCCAGGUAAGAGGUACUAAAUCUUUUUAAGCAUAUAUUUUUGAAUGUCCAGCAAUGGAAAAAAAUAAUAAUAAUCAUCUGUAAAGGUAGAUUAUCACCAUCAAGAGAUGAAUACAUUUUCCUUAAUCAAUCACUAAACACAAAGUUGAUUAUUCAUUGCUCUGCAAUCUGGCUGGAUUUUGGAAUUGAUGGUCUUCUGCAGUCGGUAGUGGCCAUUCCUCAAGAACACACGAAUGGUCCAAGAUUUGAUAUUUACCCAGUUCUCAUCCACAUGAAUUACUGGUAAAACCUGGAUCAGUGGUGACAUUUGAAGACGGGAUUGGACAUUAGCCUUUUUACUUAUGUAUGGCAAACAUUCCAUCAUAAAGAAUCAACAACCGCUGAAAUCCUAAAGAUGGACAAUUCUUCUUAAGACAGUUACUGUGAACUAGGAAUUGCAAAUACUUUACAAAUAUUUGACCAGAUCAGUGGAAUUAGUUAGAGGGGAAUUCCAAGUUUGCCAUUCUUCCAGCAUAAAAUGCAUUAUUUUUGUGGAUUCUUACAAUUCCCAGUUUAGUGGGUAAAGCUUAAAAUAUAUAUUUUUCCUAGUUUCAGGUCAUCUUGACUCAUCUUUUUGUCCUCCUUUUUAGAGUGUUUUUUGGUCGGUAUGUAGAUUAUAUUUUUAUUUUUAUUUUUUUAUGGCCAUUGGUCUGGUUUUCCUAUAUUAAUUCUGUCACUGCUAGGAUUUUUGGCACAUGAAGUUUGUAUGAAACAAGUAUACUACACCUUUAUGAGUUUGUGAAGCUGCUUAGAUGUGGGGAUGUUAAUGUGCCUGCCAUUACGCCAUUAAUGUCUCAGUCCAUUUAUCAGCCUAACUCCUUUGAGUCCAUCAAUAACUUGUCUGUGACGAUCCUCAAAGCAGUACAAAGUCGCAUUGCUUAUUACACACAAUCUAUUACAGAACUUAGCCAAGAUGUUGCAUCGAAAGGUCUUGGGUUGGUAUAUGAACUGGGCAAUGAACAGGACCAACAGGAGCUGGUGUCUGUUCUUGUGGACACACUCAUGACUGGGAAAAGGUACUGUCAAUGUUCAUUUUGUGUGUGCUAUUGCCUUUAUGUAUCAGCACAGCAUCUAGAACAGGCAUAGGCAACCUUUGGCACUCCAGAUGUUUUGGACUACACCUCCCAUGAUGCUUUGCCAGCACUAUGGAUGUAAGAGCAUUAUGGGGGAUGUAGUCCAUAACAUCUGGAGUGCCGAAGGUUGCCUACCCCGAUCUAGAAGCUAUUAAGUGAUGCACAAUGUUACCAUUUAUUAUAUCGUUGGAUUUGUUCUUGUAAUUUACGUUGUAGACAGAGACCAUCUCAAUAAUGCAUAUUAUUUAAAGUUACAAUUUGAGUACCGCUUAUAAUAAUAUUACUGUUAUACUUUGAUUAUAUUAUAGUGUAGUUUAAUUUCAUGUAAUGAGUUGCAUAUCCUGUUAGAUUGUUAGCUAUUGUAUUGGUACAUUCAUACAAUAGAAUUACUCCUGACUAAAGUUUCAAAAGACGUUGUUUCUACUACAAGAAUUAAUUAUGCAAAGAAAAUUAAUGAGAUUGGGUAAAUGCAUCUGUUUUAUAAUUACUAACUGGUAAAUCUUUUUAAGCAAAUCUUUUUUUAAAGUCAGCUUUCUGUAUUUAAAUUUGCCAUUUUUUUUUUUUUUUUAACAUCAGAAGUUUAUCGUCCGUCACGAGAAAUAAUACAUGAUUUUUUAAAAAAUUUGUUUUGAUGCAUUGGACACAUUACGUCUCAUGCUUUUAUUUUCAUGGCAUCACCAAGCUGUCAUGUUUGUGCAGUGAUGUCACUAGUGACAUCAAGAUGCAUUGGCUCAGAGAAUAGUGGAGAAUCUAAUUCAAAAUGGGAUAUAUCUAGUGAUUGGUUGGACAGUAGCUGCCUUCUAGUGAUCUCUUGUUUAAGCAGAAGGCUGACUAUUUCAACACCUGUCUGUAUGUCUGUCUGCCGAUCUAUCAUGAAUUCCAUUUUUUUUAAUUGUGUUAUCACAUUUGCAAAUAAAUGUGGAGUAGCCCCCAUGUCAAUGGGAUUGUGAGAUACAUUGUUUUUGUAGUGAGGGUUCGUUUUUCUAAUUUUAUUUAUUUUUAAUGUUUUGACUAUCUAAUUACUGCUGAUGAAUGAAAACCUAAAAGUCCAUUUUUAAAAAAAAUUUUUUUUUUCCUCUCCAGAGCCAAGCAUGAGGUUUCUGGAGACACAGAGUUGUUUCAAGGCACAUCUCUUGGAAAGACCCCGGAUGGGUAGGUCAAAGCUCUGUAGUAAAACAUGAUUGAUACAUUUAGUAAGAAAAAUGCAAUGUAGUCUGAUACCCAUUAAACGCUAUUUUUGGCGUUGUUACUUACAGGGCUGUGCAAGGAAUUUUGGCUACAUAGGCAAAGAUGCAACCCCCCCCACCCCCUUCCAAUUGCGUCUUCACCUGUGUGUCUUGUAACCUCUGUUUUGAAUUUCUUGCUCUCUUUAGCGUAUUUUAGCCCUCCUUUACAAUGUCUUACACCCUCUUGUGUGUCUAUUACAACUCCCCUUGUGUGUCUAUUACUUUCCCCAGCCCCUUUGUGUGUCUCUUUCUCCUCCUCAGCCCCUUUGUGUGUCUCUUUCUCCUCCUCGGCCCCUUUGUGUCUCUUUCUCCUCCCCAGUGCCCUUUGUGUGUCUUCUUUCCUCAUGCCUAAUAGACAUAGAUAUAUAGCAACACGCAACCAUACAAUCAAACAAAUACAGGCACACAGUCAUACCAAUCUACACAUACAAGUACGUCAUACAAACACAGACACACACACACACAGAUAUUCAGACACUGUCAUACAGAGACAUUCAGAUACUGUCCUACAGCUGAGGAAGUAGACACCUGCUAUAGAGUGGGGCAGGGACUGAGAGGGGGACAAAGGCGGGGGGGCGGCAGGAGUUGAAAGGGGGCCACAGGAGCUGGCACAUGGGCUGUAAAGGACGGUGGGGGCUUAGGUGUGUAUAGGAGUGCACAGGAGUAGUGGUGGGGCUGCUUAAACCCGUAAGGACCAAAUUUCUGGAAUAAAAGGGAAUCAUGACAUGUCACACAUGUCACGUGUCCUUUAGGGGGUUACAUUUUUUUUUUUUUUUUGUAUUACAAUUCCCCACCACCCCCCUUCCAUGAAGCUUACCUUGGGUCAGGGAAGGGGGAACAGGACCUGGAGCCUGCUUCAAUAUGCAGCCAGUGAAGUCGGCCGGCCUCUCCUGAUGAUGUGAGGAAGAGGUGUGUGACUUACACUGCUCUUCUCCCAGAGUCCCCAGCAGUCUGGGAGAAGAGCAGUGGACGUCACGCCUCCUCCUCCUGACAUCAUCAGGUAGGGGACGGCCAACUUCACUGGCUGCAGAGAGACAGGUGAGUUGAAAAAUCAGAGUCCAAAGCCAGAGGCAGGGGAUUUGGAUUUUUGCGCCCCCCUGCUCUGGCGCCCUAAGGUGGCUGCUUGUGCCGCAUUAUGGACGCACCGGCCCUGGUUACUUAUGAUAGAACAAUGUCUUACCUUGGCAUAACAGAAAUCUAGCAAACUACAAGCUUUAAGGCUGACAUUAUGUGAAAAAUAGAAAAGAUAAUGGAUACCGCACUCUCCAGGCUUCCAGGGUACUCAGGACCUGAGGAUGACCAGGUCUUAUUUCCAGAUAUAGAAAAUAAAUAUUGAUCCAGGCAUUGAUCCUGGAAAAGACGUUGCUGUUGUUUUGCUCUAAAAAAGGCUGCUAUUUUGGAUUUUCUCCUUGAGUGCCUGGAUCAAUAUUUAUUUUCUAUAUUAUAUGAAAAAUAGUUUGCCAACAUCUACAGGAUCAAGGUUAGUCUGGAUAUACAAAUAGAUGCAGGGCUAUCAUUAGAACUAUUUGGGUCCCUUGAAGCCCCAUUGGUCAAGCUCCUCCCAGACACACAUGGCUGAAGACGUACAUAGAGGUAAAAACUUAACACACACAUACACACCACCAAACACAAGCAAAGAUAAGGAUUGACAGGCACACACGGAGACAUGCCCCCAUGAUAUAUACUAUACACAUAUACUUACACACACAUUCUGAUGCACAGUGCCACACUACAAUACACAAACACACACUUAUGCAGCACAGAAACUUUAGGACUGAAUUUUCAUUUAUAUUGAGUGGUGACAAGUCAGAACUGAAGUUCAAAAAGAUAUAAUAAAUAACGAGUUAUCUUUUCAUGUUUUCCAAAGACAGGGGUUGUCUACAUACAAAGAGCUGUGUGCAUUAGCCAGUGACCUCAGUCAGCCUGACCUUGUAUACAAGUUCAUGAACCUGGCAAAUCAUCAUGCAAUGUGGACAUCACGAAAGGUAACGUUCUUACAGUGACUAUGAUUGGGGUGAGGGCAAGGUUUUUCAGCAUUAGAGAUCUGUUCUUGCUUCACUAAAACAGACAGCACAGAGUUUCUUGAAAUAUUAAUUUUGGGAUCCUCUGAGCUUUUUGUGAUAAUUGCCAUGUUGUUUAGUGCUUUAAACUGUCUGGUGUGCUCAUUGUGAAUGUCUGUUAAUUCUCAAUUACUAGGGUGCAGCUUUUGGUUUUAAUGUGAUUGCUACCAAGGCCGGAGAGCAGCUCGCUCCAUUUCUACCCCAGCUAGUUCCGCGUCUCUAUCGUUACCAGUUUGACCCAAACACUGGAAUUCGCCAGGCUAUGACCAGCAUUUGGAAUGCAUUGGUCACUGACAAGACACUUGUAAGUACCUAUGGAGUUAUAAAGAAUGUGUUUCAGAUUUUCAGUGUUACUUACUUUCAAACUGCUCAACUAAGGGCAAUUGAAAAUAUCACAGUUGUAUUUAAUUUUGACCUCUUUAUUCUUUGGAUUUGGCCAUACCCAUAAAUAACGCACAUUAAUCUAAUUUGACAAGAUGUACUAAUAUAUCCCUGAUCCUUUUUUUUUUUUUUUUUUUGUAUUCUAGUCUAUGCAAAGACAUUUUAUUUACCAACAAUACAUUAAAUGCAGAUUAUAGUUUCGAUGAAAGCACAUACACUUUUAAUGGUGUAAAACACUUCCAUUGGAUCUCUGGUUUCAUACAUUUCUCUGAUUUCAUUUUUAUGGACCAAAAAGACAUUUAAAAAUCUGUUGAAGUUGCCAUUUUCUCUCAAUUACCAAAUACUAUUUCCUUUACAGUAAUAAAAAUUUUCCAUGUCACUACACAAACCUCAAACGACUUUAUUUUUAAUACACCAGGUAGAUAAAUAUUUACCGGAGAUUCUUCAAGACCUGAUCAAUAAUAUGACAAGCAAUCUUUGGAGGAUCCGUGAGUCAAGGUAAAUAAAGCAGUCGUGUCACAUAAGUAAAUUGUCUGGAGGAGACCCUGUGUGCGCUCAACUCCAAAGUAAAGCAUACAUUGAAUUAAAUUGAAAUUUUCAAACAUGUAUUGCCUGUCAAGUUACUCAAAGCCUAGAUUUUAUUAGAAACCACAAGAGUCUAGCACAGGCAUAGGCAACCUUUGGAACUGCAGAUGUCUUGGACUACACCUCCCAUGAUGCUUUGUCAGCAUUAUGGGUGUAGGAGCAUUAUGGGGGAUCUAGUCCACAGCAUCUGGUUGCCUAUCCCUGGUCUAGCAGAGAAGUGAUUGUUAAUUUGACCAUUUUCCUUUCAGCUGUUUAGCUCUUAAUGACCUGCUCCGUGGCCGCCAACUGGAUGAUGUCGUUGAAACCCUUCCUGAGAUAUGGGAGACCUUAUUCAGAGUCCAGGAUGAUAUAAAGGUAAAACAUGGCAAUUCUGACAUCCAAACCUGAGAAUUUAAAGUUAAUCUUAUUUCUUUCUAUAAUUAGUUCGGGUUUCCAAAGAAAAUAAUUUCUGAAGUAUCUUCAACCAUUUUUAGUUGGGAUCUAAAUUAUUGGGUCCUCCAUAGUUGCAUUCUCACUUAAUUUCAAAUUAAAAUUAAGGAACACAUGUAGCAGUUAAAAUUGUGAUCCCUUUGCCAUCAUUAUUUUUUUACACAUAUUUUCAGUCUUGAGAUUUACAAACACUAUGAAUACAUUGAGCAGAUGGGCUUUUUUUGUUUUGUAGUGCAGUGAAAAUUGCAUAAGUAGUAAUUGACAUAUGGUAUACAUGUGAACAGUAAGAGCAGAUACAGAAGUACAACAUGCAAUGUCAAGAGAGGCUGCACUAUUUUUUAAAAUAUUUUUUUACACAAGAUUAAUCAGUGUGUCAAGUCGAUGAACCGAGUCAUAACAAAAUUUUUUAAAAAAAGUAACAAAGACGACAUAAGACAAAUCAGGCUGUGUCAAGUGACUGUUUGCUUAGUAACAAUAACCACUGGGCAAUGCAGCUGGGCUGGAUUUUGUUUUGUGUCAUACCAAGCUUUAUAUGAAACCCCUGCAUAUACCUGCAGAUUCCGGAUUCUUAGGCCAUGAAAAGGGUGCCGUUUUCCAGUAGUACAUUUGUAUUAAUUGUUUUUAAUAUUUGCCUCUUAUAAACAGGAAUCUGUCCGGAAAGCCGCAGAAUUGGCCCUGAAAACAUUAAGCAAGGUAUAUACUCUGUGUUCACAUUCUUUCCGCUUUCAAGUUAUUAUUUUUUUUAUUUUUUUUUUUUUUAUUUAUUUCUACAAAAAUCCCACAUCCAACAUAGAACUUUCCUAGAUGCUCUCUUAAUGUUAACCUUUUUAUUGCCAUGAUAGGGUAUCUAUAAUAAGAGAAACUACCCUUACAGAAAUUUAGAGUUUCACUGGCAAAUAGAAAUAUGAAAAACUGACAGCCUAACAUACUUAAACGAAUGUUCCACUCCAUAAUAACUUCAGAGCACUGAAAUUAUUGGAUCAAGAGUGUCCGGGCAUUGUCUUACCUUGACAGGAGGAAGGAAGCAGGGGGCCGCAAUGUUGGGCUUUGUAGCCCCAGUUUUAAACAGUUUAAAGCCUAAAGAUAAGGCAACACCUUGACACUCAUGCCCCCCAUAAAUUAUAAUGGGGAGGAGUGUUCUUUUAAACUGAGGCUUCUUUACUCACCAUAGUCAUCUCCUCAUGGAGAGGGUUCAAGUCGGUAGAAGGGAGUUGUAUUUGUGCUGUAUACUGGAUUUUCCGGGAGACAAGUCUGAACUCCGGGCCUACAAAAUUAGUGACAUGGGUAGCAUAAAAUCUUGGCUUUAAAAAUGUGGCUUCGGGGGCAGAGCCUGACAGCCAUUUUGAUGAGACGCCAUUUUAAUCCGAUCUCCGAUAGCCCGGCAAAAUCGGAGGAAUAUCACCGUUCUCAGUGCCCAUCCGACCAUGAAAAGCAUCUACCUGGCUCCACAAAGGCGAGCCGAACUGAUUGAUGCCUUUCUUCCAGGCUGCCAAGCAACCCAGGCAGCGGUGCUAAUCUGCAGCCUAACGCGCAACGCCACUCCUGAGCCUCGAGGCGCUUCUAUGCAGAUCGGGAGAGGGUUGCAGCUACCCUACCUAUUCCCCGCCUAACACGACCGUCUGCACACCUACAAGCUAGGGACAUUGGGGGAAAUGUGGCUACAAUUAGCACAGCCCGAGCACACAGACCACCCACCAAACAUGGCCUCCACUCCAGAAUCAGACAGAGGGGCACCCCCAAACACGCAGACUCCCCAGGCUGAAUGUACCACCACCCCAGUAUCCGCAGAAUGCUCAUCCACCACCACUAAAGGGGAUCUACUCCUGCUGGAUAUACAGAAGCUACUAGCUGCUGAUGUAGCCCUGGUCAAAAGGGAUAUACAACCGAGUUACAACCACAGAAAACGACAUUGCAAACGUCCACACUACUGUGACCACCUUGCAGGACUCAGUCCAACAACUACAUGCAGAACAACAAGUACUGGUGGCCCAAAUGUCUCUUGAAGACCAGCAACGCUGCAUCAAAAUCCAUGGAGUACCCAACACAGUCACUACUAAAGAGCUGCCGCAUUACAUUCAGUGCCUCCUGUCUUCCAUACUGUCACAACCGGUCGCAAAGAAAAUCACCAUGGAUGGGAUAUACCGUGUGACAAGCUCUGUCCACAUCUCACCCAACACUUCCCAGGAUGUCAUACUACACUGUGUAACAAUACAGGGACUGAGACACCCAGAGGUGUGAUCUGCCAUGUGAAGACCAAGAAUACACUAACCACAAUGUUCUUUUAUAUACACCUUUUUUUUUUUUCUUUUUUUUUUUUAUAUGUUCUUACAUUUGUUAUUUGCGUUUAUACAAGACAUUUAUCAAACACACAAGGGGACUCCCAUACCCCCCAAAACAAGAGUCAUAUGGGCUAAAGCAUGUAAGGCUUAUCAAAAGCUGGCCCUCCUCCAACACAGAAACCUGAACCCCCAGGCUCCCUAGAGACAAGUGGCGUCUUACUAACUUAAUCCGCCCCCUCAUCCCCAGGGAUAGGGGUCACAACUAGAAAGCCAGACCAUUACUCCUGUACUUUGAAAACGUGCCAACCAAUAAACACACAGCCUAGUCCAGUGCAAUACACACUGCACCCUUCUGACACACAACAGCUGGCUUUCACCAAGCACGCAUUCCCUGACAUGUCACGUCACACACACAUGUUCAAGUAUGCCCCCACACCUUCUCGAAGACAAGCAUGCCUAAUGACCCAAACCCGGAGUAUCCCAGGAGCACCGCAAACGCUAAUUGUUAAACCUGUUCAACUCAAGUUUGCCCUGGGUCUGUCUCUGAACCUAGUUAUACCAAAAAAGUUCUACAAAAUUGCUAACCUUGUAUGCCUGUCACCAUGAGAAAUAUUAGAUUUCCUUGAAACAUUUGCUGUAUCGUAACCGUUAAACCAAGCAUGACAAAAUAAAGGAUUUAAAAUAAAAACAAUUGUGGCUUCAUGCUAACUGCUGUGAAAGAUGAAAAAGAAAGACUUGACUUUUGAUGACUAUUUAUACAAAUGUAACGGUUUUGUUUUCCCCUCUGUAUUUUCUGUUUUGUAGCAAGCCAUUAGCUAAUACUGCCAUGGCGUUACAGGUUAAUACUUUAUAUUGGUUGUACUUUCGUUUUUAGAUAAAUCUGUAUUUGCAGAUAUUACACUGCAUAUUCUAAAGUGUUAUUUUUCAGUGUCUGGAAACAUCUUCCCUAUGUGCAAAAUAAGUAGAAGUAUUAAAGCUAUAAAUAUUCACUUUUUUAAAGGUGUGCAUUAGGAUGUGUGAGCCCAGCAGGGGAUCGGCGGGCCAAAAAAUAAUUGCUGUCCUUUUGCCAUGUCUCCUCGAUAAAGGAAUGAUGAGUUCGGUAACAGAAGUUAGGGCACUGAGGUAAGUGAUUUUCUAGAAUUAUUAUUAUUUUUUUUUUAAUAUAAUUUAUUUUAAGUGUGGGGAGCUUAAUACAAAAUCAAUUGACUGUGCCAACAGUCUUAGAAAAUAGGAGGUGAAAGGGAAGCUAUUUUACUCUACAGCAGUGCUUCCCAAACCUUUUAGGUUCAAGGCGCCCUUAAUAUUUUAGUAUUUUUCCAAGGCUCCCCAAGUCAAAAUUUCUAGGUUGCGUAUCUGUACAGCGCUGCGGCAUUUACUGUCGUUAUAGUGUAAUGUACAGUGUUGGUGUUUGAAGGGGUGCUUGUGUAAAUUUAUUGUGUUUUAAUACAGGGGUUUGUUUGUGUGUAAUGUUUGAUUGUAGGGGUGUGUCUGAAUGCAAUGUUCACUUUUAAAUGCAGAUGUACAUUUGUGUGAAGUAUUUGUGUUUGAGUGAAGGGGUGUGUUUAAAUGUUGUGCUGGUGUUUGACUGCUUACACAGAUAUUCAUUCACAUUAACACACAGAUGCAUAUAAAUACACCGACACAUACACACAAAUUCAUAUAGACACCGACACAUACACACACCUUGAUACACACAUGCACCCUAACACGCCAACAUUCAUACAUGCCCACACCAUGACACAGAUACACACUGCCAUAAAAACACCUACCCUGACUCACAGAUGCACAUACACAGAUGUGUGCGACCAGACAGACACAGAAGCACACUUAUCUCUCUCUCUCUCUAUAUAUAUAUAUAUAUAUAUAUAUAUAUAUAUAUAUAUAUAUAUAUAUAUAUAUAUAUAUAUAUAUAUAUAUAUAUAUAUUUUGUGUGUGUGUGUGUAUAUAUAUAUAUAUAUAUAUAUAUACACACACACACACACUCAGAUACAAGUGAAUAAAAAAAAAAUAUAUAUAUAUAUAUAUAUAUAUAUAUAUAUAUAUAUAUAUAUAUAUAUAAAUAUAUAUCUAUAUCUCCAGCCACCCUCCUGUUUGCUUACCUUAUUUGCCAGGAGGGUGGCUUGGAGUCAUGCUGCUGUAGGAAUGAGGAGUCUGGAGCUCUUCAUGCUCCCCUCCCAUCAUGGUGCGGCUGCCUCCACUCUCUCGCAUGCUGUCUCCCUGCAGCUAUAAUCCUAGCACCGGGGGAAAUAUUCCGCUGCACUCCUGUGUGCACACAGUUUGUGAACCGCUGCUGUACAGAUUUCAAAUGUUAAAUCCAAUACAUUAAUCAUUCUUUUGUUACAGAUAUAUUUUUAGCAAAAUAUGCCUAGCUUUUCUUAUCUGUAUCUAAGCCCAGCUCCUCUGUAAUCUUUUUGAAAUACACAACACUUGUGGUGGUAUGUCAGAGCAAUUCAGCAUACAUUUCUCCAUGAGAUUAAAAUAUUUUUUUCUGAAUACCAUGACACUUUCUAUAGCUUACAAUUUUUUUUUUUUUUAAAUUAAAUACAAGUUAUUUUCACCAGUAUGUUUGCACAGUGUUAAACUGCAUUAUUUCACGUCUCCCUCUCCUCUGUUCAGCAUCAACACACUCGUUAAAAUUAGCAAAAGUGCCGGCGAGCUGUUGAAGCCUCAUACUCCAAAACUCAUCCCAGCUUUGCUAGAGGCCUUGAGUGUUCUGGAACCUCAAGUUCUCAACUAUUUGAGUCUGAGAGCUACAGAUCAAGAGAAGGUGAGUUAAGAAAGGGGGGAAAAAAUGCAAAUCUACCUUUCUCACCGACAAUCAGAAAAAUACUUGUUUCUACAGUUUCAUACAAUCCUUGCUAUCCUCUGCAAAUUGACUCUCCCACAUGUAACUUUGAUGGGCAGUUUGAAUGUAUCAAAAAUGAACAUGUUGCCCAGAAAUGUAUGAAUCUCCAGUCAUUAGUAGUACAGAUUCCCGGUCUUUCUUUGAUUUACUUACAUAUGUCGUUCUACAUAAAGUUUAGGGCUUAUCACAUUUAUGCUGUUUCUUCCUGGUCAAACAUAAGCUGCAACAUGGAAUGCUAUCCCUCCACAACAAGAUUUAUUAUUCUGUUAAUAUGAUUGUGAUAGUGGUUGACUUGACAUUUAACUCCCUUAAAAAAUAUUGGUGUCCUUGUUGCAAUCCACACUUUCAAUACCUUUUCCAACACUGCCAUAGAUUAGAUUUUCUAAUAUCCGUACCAUACUAGUCUACUGACCCUAAAAUCUUGAGCCUUUCUACUUGCCCUUCCCCGUUUCUAAUAACGCAGUCGCCAUCCUCUCUCUAUCAGACCACAUUCUAAUGUUUCUUAGAACAGAAAUAACCCACUCAGGUUACCUGAUGUCCAAAGCAAACUUGUGGAGAGGUCAGGGACUCUUUGGGAGUGAUUCUUGCAAUUCCAUUUAAAAUCUACACCUUGAGAUGGAUUGACCUGGUCUCCACUUUACUGAGAAUCUUCUCUUCCUGACAUGGAUGAAAUAACUAUUGGUCGCCAUUGUAUUUCUAGUUCUUUUUGCUUGGAUGUUUAAGUUUCACAGUAUAAUGCUGUUAUAGCGAUUUGCAUACUCUUUAUUUUGGUUACAUGCUGCCUGUUUUAUCAAUUUAUAUUUGUGCAGGCUGCAAUGGACAGUGCGAGACUGAGUGCUGCAAAAUCAUCACCAAUGAUGGAAACCAUAAAUAUGGUAAGAAACCCCACUUCUUCUUUUUUUUUCUUUUUUUUUUUGUGUGGCAAAAGUCCAUCAUAUCAUGUCUGCACAAUAUCUUGCAAGAGAUGAAUUCUAGACUAGACUUGGUACCUUGAUCUGACAUGCUGUUACUCAGUGCUUUGUUCUAAUUGGUUAAAGGAACUCCCUCUUCCCUUUGCAGCAAAAAGGUGAUUUUACUCACACUUUGUCCCUCACCAUGCUUGCUCUGGCUGCCUCGCCCUACAUGGAAACCAUUGGGAGGCUACACCCCAUGCGCGGCAAGACGCACUGCGUCAAUUAGUAUCUCCUCAUAGCGAUUCAUUGAAUCCGUGCAUCUCUAUGAGUAAUAUUUAGUGUCUCCAUGCACAACAUGGAGAUGCUGAAUGCCAUUGCUGCACACUGCAACUCUGGAGGCCAUCAGAGUUACUGUCACUAGAGGUGUUACUAGGCAGUGUAAGGCACAGUGAAAAGGCCUGUCCAACCUGCGGCCCCCCAGAUGUUGCUGAACUACAGCUCCCAUGAAUCUUUCAAUGAAACAGAUAGCCAGGGAACCAUGGGCGUUGUAGUUAAGCAACAUCCUGGGGGGGCGCAGGUUGGACCGCACUGCACUACAGGGACAGGCUAUAGACCCCAAAACGACUGUUAAGCUGUAGUGGUUCUAGUGACUAUCUGUUGUGGUCGUGACCUAAAUAUGAAUAUUAAUCUCUUAAUACAUAAUAAUGAAGCAAUACGGAACAACAUUAAUAUUUUUAUAAUUCAUGGUAUUAUGGUCGAAUAUGUGGAUAGAAAAUACACAAAACGUUGUAAUAUUAAAUGUAUAUUUUAUAUAACUAUAAUAAAUAAACAGAUGCUAGUGGAAUGUCAAUUUACCACAAUAAUUAUACAAUACAAAACUAAAUGUUACACAAAAGGCUAUAACAGUUGCUAAAUGUUACAAUGGAUUCAUAUUACUUACAAGGCCCCAGCCCUUUGGCUGGGGUUAAGUCAGAGCUGGUACUACAUCUUAGGUUCAGUCAGUUACAGGCAAAGAGACAGAGUUUUCUCCUCCAUCUGGUUUUAUUCAGUGUAAGCAGGCUGGCCUGUGAUGUCACUGCCAGAAGCACAUGUCUUUCUACACACUGCCCCUAGUGAUGCCCCCAAAGCAUUACACUAAAUAUGCUUUCUUUAUGAUGUAAAGUCAUUAAUUAAUAAAUACCAUUACACUAUCGUGUCCCUUUAAUUCUAUAUCACUGUUCUAGUUCUGGGAGACCAGCAGCACAAUAUUUAAAAGAAAGAUUUUAUUCCCCUAGACUGAAUGAAUGACAAUCACCUGUUUGUACUGGCUGUAUUCCAUAGUAGCAGAGUCUUUACAUUACAAGAUAAUUCACUCUACUCCAAACCAUAUUGAAUUAAUUCUGAACUACAAAACUGAGGAUAAAAUAGCUGACCUGGAAAAAAUAUUUUAGGCUCCAUUUUACAUUUUAGGUUUAAUUUGUUAAAGUUUGGAGUUUAGUGAAUACCUUGAUUGGUGUUUGUGUCCAGGAAAUAAAUGUGAAAACGUGUGCAGCUGCUUUACACAUCAAUGGGUUUGUUGUUUGUGUUUUCAGUGCAUACAGCAUCUGGAUGUCCCCGUCCUGGCAGAGCUUAUUCCAAGGCUGUGCGACUUGAUCAAAAGUGGGCUUGGUUUGGGAACUAAGGUAUUAAUGCUAUACUUAUUGGGUACUAAGGUAUCAAUGCUAUACUUAUUGGGUACUAAGGUAUUAAUGCUAUACUUAUUGGGUACUAAGGUAUCAAUGCUAUACUUAUUGGGUACUAAGGUAUUAAUGCUAUACAUAUUGGGUACUAAGGUAUCAAUGCUAUACAUAUUGGGUACUAAGGUGUUACUGCUAUACAUAUUGGGUACUAAGGUGUUAAUGCUAUACUUAUUGGGUACUAAGGUAUUAAUGCUAUACAUAUUGGGUACUAAGGUGUUAAUGCUAUACUUAUUGGAUACUAAGGUAUCAAUGCUAUACACAUUGGGUACUAAGGUAUCAAUGCUAUACACAUUGGGUACUAAGGUAUCAAUGCUAUACACAUUGGGUACUAAGGCAUUAAUGCUAUACUUAUUGGGUACUAAUGUAUUAAUGCUAUACAUAUUGGGUACGAAGGUAUUAAUGCUAUACUUAUUGGGUACUAAUGUAUUAAUGCUAUACAUAUUGGGUACGAAGGUGUUAAUGCUAUACAUAUUGGGUACUAAUGUAUUAAUGCUAUACAUAUUGGGUACUAAGGUAUCAAUGCUAUACACAUUGGGUACUAAGGUGUUAAUGCUAUACAUAUUGGGUACUAAGGUAUCAAUGCUAUACAUAUUGGGUACUAAGGUAUCAAUGCUAUACACAUUGGGUACUAAGGUAUUAAUGCUAUACAUAUUGGGUACUAAGGUGUUAAUGCUAUACAUAUUGGGUACUAAUGUAUUAAUGCUAUACAUAUUGGGUACUAAGGUAUCAAUGCUAUACACAUUGGGUACUAAGGUGUUAAUGCUAUACACAUUGGGUACUAAGGUAUCAAUGCUAUACACAUUGGGUACUAAGGUAUCAAUGCUAUACACAUUGGGUACUAAGGUAUCAAUGCUAUACACAUUGGGUACUAAGGUAUCAAUGCUAUACACAUUGGGUACUAAGGUAUCAAUGCUAUACACAUUGGGUACUAAGGUAUUAAUGCUAUACAUAUUGGGUACUAAGGUAUUAAUGCUAUACUUAUUGGGUACUAAGGCAUUAAUGCUAUACUUAUUGGGUACUAAGGUGUUAAUGCUAUACACAUUGGGUACUAAGGUGUUAAUGCUAUACACAUUGGGUACUAAGGUAUCAAUGCUAUACACAUUGGGUACUAAGGUAUCAAUGCUAUACACAUUGGGUACUAAGGUAUCAAUGCUAUACACAUUGGGUACUAAGGUAUUAAUGCUAUACAUAUUGGGUACUAAGGUAUUAAUGCUAUACUUAUUGGGUACUAAGGUAUUAAUGCUAUACUUAUUGGGUACUAAGGUAUUAAUGCUAUACUUAUUGGGUACUAAGGUGUUAAUGCUAUACAUAUUGGGUACUAAGGUAUUAAUGCUAUACGUAUUGGGUACUAAGGUAUUAAUGCUAUACGUAUUGGGUACUAAGGUAUUAAUGCUAUACGUAUUGGGUACUAAGAUGUUAAUGCUAUACGUAUUGGGUACUAAGGUAUCAAUGCUAUACUUAUUGGGUACUAAGGUGUUAAUGCUAUACUUAUUGGGUACUAAGGUGUUAAUUCUAUACAUAUUGGGUACUAAGGUAUUAAUGCUAUACGUAUUGGGUACUAAGGUGUUAAUGCUAUACAUAUUGGGUACUAAGGUGUUAAUGCUAUACAUAUUGGGUACUAAGGUGUUAAUGCUAUACAUAUUGGGUACUAAGGUGUUAAUGCUAUACAUAUUGGGUACUAAGGUAUUAAUGCUAUACUUAUUGGGUACUAAGGUAUUAAUGCUAUACUUAUUGGGUACUAAGGUAUUAAUGCUAUACUUAUUGGGUACUAAGGUGUUAAUGCUAUACAUAUUGGGUACUAAGGUAUUAAUGCUAUACGUAUUGGGUACUAAGGUGUUAAUGCUAUACAUAUUGGGUACUAAGGUAUUAAUGCUAUACAUAUUGGGUACUAAGGUAUUAAUGCUAUACGUAUUGGGUACUAAGGUGUUAAUGCUAUACAUAUUGGGUACUAAGGUGUUAAUGCUAUACAUAUUGGGUACUAAGGUGUUAAUGCUAUACAUAUUGGGUACUAAGGUGUUAAUGCUAUACUUAUUGGGUACUAAGGUGUUAAUGCUAUACAUAUUGGGUACUAAGGUGUUAAUGCUAUACUUAUUGGGUACUAAGGUGUUAAUGCUAUACAUAUUGGGUACUAAGGUGUUAAUGCUAUACUUAUUGGGUACUAAGGUAUUAAUGCUAUACUUAUUGGGUACUAAGGUGUUAAUGCUAUACUUAUUGGGUACUAAGGUGUUAAUGCUAUACUUAUUGGGUACUAAGGUGUUAAUGCUAUACUUAUUGGGUACUAAGGUAUUAAUGCUAUACUUAUUGGGUACUAAGGUAUUAAUGCUAUACUUAUUGGGUACUAAGGUAUUAAUGCUAUACUUAUUGGGUACUAAGGUAUUAAUGCUAUACGUAUUGGGUACUAAGGUGUUAAUGCUAUACUUAUUGGGUACUAAGGUAUUAAUGCUAUACGUAUUGGGUACUAAGGUGUUAAUGCUAUACUUAUUGGGUACUAAGGUAUUAAUGCUAUACUUAUUGGGUACUAAGCUAUUAAUGCUAUACGUAUGACAUUUUGCUGGGUAGCAUUUAGACUUCUUUUAUUUUACUAAUCAUGUAUUGGUUUAAACUAGUUCUGCAUUCUGACAUCAUAUGACACCUUCUCAAUAAUUUGUGUCUCCUGGAAGACAGGCUUAAAAGGCAGUAAAAAAAGAAGAAAAAAAGUUUGACUUUAGUUUUUAGUUUUUUCCCCACCUUUCAUUUCCCUGUAGAGGAAGAACAAGGUGUAUUACAGAUCCCAUGCACUGUGGAUAAUUGUGCUUACCUGAUUUUGAAUGAUCCACUCCUUCCCACUUGCAUGUGCUGGAUGUUGAUGAUCUAAGUUUCAGUAUUGGAUUGUCACUAUAAUAUGUUAGUUUUUUAUUUAUUUUCUAUGUAACUAAUUGGAUCCAUUACUUUUUCCUUCCUGGUUUAUGUUAAAGGGUGGCUGUGCUAGUGUCGUUGUAUCCCUCACAACUCAGUGUCCACAGGACUUGAUGCCUUACUCUGGUACGUUCUAAUUCUGCUGAAAUUGUACCGUUUGUUUGUAUGGAUGUGGUAUGUGGUUGUAUACACUCAGAUUAAUGACAAAACCAUGGCAGCUGUGUUUGCCUUACUUUAAUUGGAUUGAUAGGAUUGUUUGUGUUCAAUGAAUAAAAAAGCAAACCUUACUGGUCACUGGUAAUCUUAAAUAAUUAUUUUAUAUAAUUGUGCAGUUCACCAUUUGAUGCUCCUUUUAUAAAGAGCAGUUAUUGGUCAAAAGUUCUAAAAGUGGAAAAAAUCUCCAUGGAAACCAUUGGAAUAUUACCUCUGCUUUGUCUGUUUUAAGAAUUUUGCCCUAAAAUUGUCGUUGCACAUUCUGUCUAUUUAUAUUUACUGAAAAUGCCUCUUUCUCUGCACAUUUGCACAAUAUCCUUUUCCUGCACCCAAUUAAUUAUUUUUUCUUUAAUUUUUGAGGUGGACACGAUAAUUGUGUUUCAUUUUAUUUCUUUUCUCCUGUUCAUGUUUAGGUAAACUCAUGAGUGCUUUAUUAAAUGGACUUAGUGAUCGCAACAGUGUGGUACAGAAAUCGUAUGCCUUUGCAUUGGGCCAUUUAGUUCGGGUAAGUGUCCACACAGAUAGGGUCCCAGUAAUUUUGACAAUAUUUGUUAUUCUUGUAAAUCCUAAUGUGCUCUCCUUUAUAAACUUUUUACAGACCGCAAGGGAUAGUAGCACUGAAAAACUACUACAGAAAUUAUGCACUUGGUAUAUGGAAAAAGAAGGUAAGUUAAGCACUGUUGUCCAUAUUGAACUGUUAGUAUAUUAUGUUGCCUGAUGGAAAGAGCAAAAUGUCUUCAAAAUCUUGUGUGAAUCACAGGAACCUAGCUUUCCUCUACCAUGGAUCGGCAACCUUCGGCACUCCAGAUUUUGUGGUCUACAUCUCCCAGAGUUUUCUUACCGAGAUAAUGCUGGCAAAGCAUCAAGGGAGAUGCAGUCCACAACAUCUGGAUUGCCGAAGGUUGCCUAGCCCCGCUCUAGGAUGUCAAACAGCACGGCAAGAUUACAACUCCUGUAUUAUAAUUUGUGCUAAUUGCUGCAGCCGUAAUGAAGGAGGGCAGGGGGAAUUCUUCCACCAAGACCUAUGCAAGGAGAACAGAUCAUUAUGGAGUUUGAAUGUCAGGAAGGCAAAGUCUACGGAAUUAAUUAUUGGUAUUUUAUAUAGCAAAAGGUAGAUCUAUCCAUUUUGGGUGAUGCAUUGUGUAUAUAUUCACAAUGUACAUUGGAGCGGCUUCUCCUAGUAAAUCUUAAACCCUACCUUGCAUCUGUUUAGUAUCUUGCCCUAUUUCUUCCUCUUGAUGAUGCCUAUAAAUGAUCAGUAUGCUUAAAUUUGCAUAUUGCCAGCACUCUGUAAUCACCAAAUGUUCUAAAGUAAUAACUUGCAGAUUUGGGUAACUUUCAUAGCCAAUCUACUCUUUGUGUGACCAUUCAUCUUACAGGAUACUGAAUCAAGAUUUCUUGUCCCUUAUCUUGUUAUAUUGUUUUGCGUGUUCCGUAAAUUUUUACAAAGCAAAUUUUUUAAUAUUCAUUAUUUAUUUAUUUUCUCUCCCUAAAGAAGCGCCAUACAGGACCGGUUGCACGUUAACCGUUCAUGCUAUCAGCCGUUACAGUCCAGAUGUUUUAAAGAACCAUUCUGCAGUGGUUUUGCCACUGGCCUUUCUGGCUAUGCAUGAAGUUUCAGAUGAAGAAAAAGGAGAGAAAGAUGAUUCUAGUCUUUGGAAAGAAGUAUGGCAGGAAAAUGUGCCAGGUACGAUGGUAACUUGUAGGAAAGAACCCUAGAUAUUGACGUUUGGAAUCCUAGAACCUUCAGAUAACGCUUUUCUUUCCUAUACUUACACUAGUUAUUAUGAGUAAAUCCAGCUUUUCCAGUGCUAAGUUUGGGGGGAAUUGUGGGCAAAUAUUCUCACUGUCUAAUGUGAAAAUUUUAAGUUUCUAGCGCUUACUGUCAAUUCAUAUAUACAUAUAUUAUCAAAUAAACAGACACUCAGAUUUAACACAAAUUAGCUUAAUGUACUAAAUAUACCUGCUGUGGUGGGAACAUAAAGUAGUCAGUGGAAAAGACAAUGCAAUGUUAAAAAAAAAAAAAUAUUAAUGUGCUGAGCUUUUAAUUUUGGAUAUACGCAAGGUGGGUGCACAGUGACAGUGAUCGACAGUCCAGAUCAAGCAUACAAGUAAAGUAAUGAUCCAGCACUCGCGUUUGAUUAGUAUUUCUUCACUGUGGCAAAUGAAUGAGUGGCGACAUUUUUACCAGUUCGCUAUUAUUUGUGAAAUCAUGCUCAAGCGUUUACUUGCCACAAUAAAGUAUCACUUCUUAAACUGGAGGCUUGCUGGAUCAUGACUUUAUUUAAAUGCUGUUCUAGGCUACCCUUAAUUAAAAAUAAAUAAAUAAAUAAAUAAAAGGUUGUACACUCACUUAAUAUGUACAUAAUCAACAAUUACUGACUUGUAUGCUGACAGCAGUACAUACAAAUCAUGUACUGCCCUUAUUCAGGACAUGUGAUAAUUGUAACCAUGUGUUGUGUUUCUCUCUGUGUGCCCUCUUCUCAAUUUCACACUUACGUACAAAAUGUUGGAGCACGGCACUACAGAAACCAAACUGAUUUGAUAUUUUUUUUUUUUUUCAUUCAUACUUGUAUCCAGCUUACCAUAUUCUGCAAUAUAAGCUAAUUUAUACAUUUUAACUGUUGGCGUAAUUAGUUCAGUGUUGAAAUGCCGAUAUGAGAGCAAGUAUUAAAUAUCGCGUAGCUCCUAGCUUGUUGGUAUCAAAGUCUCACUGUCAUUUUACGUAUCUGACGGGGCAGGUAUUUUAGGCUUUUGCUAUAUAUGUAGUGUCUCUGCAGUAUGAAUAUUUGUAAAGAGACAGAUCUCACAAGCAGGAGACAGCCACCAGUAGACCAUGAUGAUUUGUAAUCAUGGUGAGUGCUGUUUCCUUUCAAAGUCCCUGUGCAAACUGUAAAGCCUGGAGAGGAAAGUAUCCAUUAUAAGUAUGUAAGGUACGUUUUUCUGCUGUAGUAAUAAUAGUUAUUGUGUUUUAUUCAGGGAGCAUCAGUGGUGGUAUUCGUUUAUACAUGAAGGAACUGAUUGCCAUUACCCAGAAAGCUUUGCAGUCACCAUCUUGGAAAAUGAAGGCUCAGGGAGCAGCAGCCAUGGCAUCCAUUGCCAAGCAACAAACUGGCUCUCUGGUGCCUCCUCACUUGGGUAUGGUGGUUAGCGCACUCCUACUGGGUCUGCCUGGAAGAACGUGGGCUGGGAAGGUAAAAACAUGACACCAAACUAACAUUUGUUUAGAUGGAAAGGAGAUGCAGAAACCUAAACCUGCUAGUCAGCUUAUUUCUCCAUGCUUUUUUUUUAUUUUAUUUUUAUUUAGAUAAUUUCAAUAAUUGUUAGAAUUUUUUACAUUGCUGCCAUAGCAAGUCAGGAUUGUGACAAAUUGUCCUCCUAUUGCAGGGGUAGCAAACAUCCAGCAACAAUGUUGGCCAGCAAUUCUAAUAAUUAUACAGUAGCCAUACAUCAUAGUCAUAUUUUUUUAAAAACAUGAUUUAUUUAAUAAUUCUCAAUCAAAAACAAUACCAUUAACAAUCAGAAAACAGGAAGCCAUGUAAUAUAACUACACCAAAAGAAGUAUGAUGAGGAAUGAACACACUUAAUGAAUCGCAACCUGUCUGAACAAGUUCAGUGGUGGCAUAUCUAAUGCAUAGGUCAGAAAGUAUGUGUCAAGAUAGAAAAACAUUUCUUAACUAGAAAAGCUACAAUUUCUGGGGAAAUUGUGUGAAGUGUUCUUGCCUCCACCAGUAGUCUACAACUGGAGUGGGCGGAGUAACUGUUAUUAUUUAUAUAGCACAUUUAAUUGCAACGUUGUUGCACAGUUACAUUAAACCAUACAUUUAUAAAAACAUUAGUAGGUGUUCAAAAGGCCCUGUCUAUGACAUCACUUGCUGCUGCAGCCUGGCACAGGUCAGAGUAUUUUGGCGGUUGCCAUCUUCAAACGGUCGUAUCUUAAAAACUAUAAAUCCUACAGCGAAGAGCUUUAAAUUUUUGUCUAUGUAGUGUAAAAAAUGUGGGAGGAGUUAGGGUGGCAAAUUUUGCUAUAAUAAUAUAUAUAUAUGUGAGAUAACAUUAAGUGGUCUUGCUAUGCAAGAACACUUAAUAAUAAUAUAUAUGUGAGAUAACAUUAAGUGGUCUUGCUAUGCAAGAACACUUAAUUAGCCUUUAUAACUACCAAAACCACUUUAGCUUAAUGAAGCAGUUUUAGUGUAUAGAUCGUGCCCCUGCAGUCUCGCAGCUCAAUUCUCUGCUAUUUAGGAGUUAGAUCACUUUGCUUAUAUCAAUUCAAAUAAUGCAGCCCUCCCUACACACUUCCUGGAAAAUAGUCUACAUUUUAACUCCCCUUAUUGCACAGGGUGUUUUUUUAAUUUUGCAGUUCUCAUCUCCUGCUCUGUUAAUAGCCAGCUAGAUCCCACGGGAGCCUCCUGUGCAUGAUUAAGAUACAAUUAGAAAACCAGAGCAGGAGUUAAGAACUUUUAAGGUAAACACACUGUGCUGUGAAAAAUGUUAAAACAUUUGUUUUCUUCUUGGCUACAUGAGUCACAGCCAAGAGAGGUGUAACUAUGGCUGCAUAAACCGAAUGAUUUUACUCUUAAAUUGCCAAGAAUAGAGCAGUGAGACUACAGGGACGUGAUCUAAACACCAAAACCACUUAAUUAAAGAAACACAAUAGUGUCAGGAAUACAAACCUAUAUUCCUGACUAUAUAGGACUGGUGUGGCUGUUAAGGUGACUGGCCUGUUCAGAUUGUCAUGAAAAGGUGAGUUUACUCACCUUUUUUUUUUCCUACGCCGUUCUGCUCUUGCGUGGUUGCCGCAUAAGUCUUAAUUAUCUCGGCCAAUCCAUUGCUUUCCCGUAGGAAAGCAUUGGGAGGCUAUUGGGCAUACACAGCUAUGCUGUGCCAGUCCGCAUCUCCUCAUAGAUUUGCAUUGAAUAAAUGAAACUGUUUAACGUUCAGUGUCUCCAUGCAGAGCGUGGAGACACUGAAUGCCAGUGCUUUACUUUUACAGUGAGGACCACUACAGGUGUUACUAGACCGCAAUGUAAACCCUGUAUUAUUUUAACAGGCCAUGUUUACAUUUAAAAAGCCUGCAAGGACAGGCUGUAGCCACCAGAACCACUACAUUAUGCUAUGGUUGUUUAGGUGACUAUAGUGUCCCCAAAGUUUGUUUGGUGUUUUUAUUUAUUUAUUUUUUGGUGCUUUGAGGAACCCUUUAAAGUUUGUUAAUGAGAGUGAUAUAGGGUUGAGGGAAAAUAAUAAUCUACUUUAUCAAAACUUUUAAUAAGAUUGUGAAAAUAAAAAUGUAAAAGUAAAGUGAAAAGUUUGUAGGCGAUGGUUGGGGUGUGGUAUCCUGGGACACUCAUCGCAGGAGAUCCACUGCUACAGAGGUUCUAAAAGAAAUGUGUGGAGGGAAUUCAGAGGGAAAUUGGAAAUUUUAGAGACUCUACUUAGUACUAGUGGUGCUGCAGCAAAGACCUAGAUUUGUACAAAAAAUAAUAUUUAAAAAUAGAUCGAUCUCCAUCUGCAUCCACAAAUAAGUUACUAUUUCCUUUCUUUCAGGGCUAAUUUAAACUCCUGUCUCAUAUAAAAUCUGGGGUUUCAGUCACACCCCAUGACCAUGUUGAGUUAAGUAGCUCAUUAUUUGAUUGUUGGUGUUUGUGGACCAGUAUUAACUGAAAUUCAAUAUGUUGUUCAUCCCUGUUGCCAAUCAUUCUCUUCUGUAAAUAUUCUUGAAAUGGUUUCAAUUUCUUUUCUUUCCAGGAAGAGCUGUUAAAAGCUAUUGGGACCGUGGUUUCUACUUCUAGGUGUGUAAACAUAUUUACUAUGCUUAUCUGAAACAAACUAGUAAAAUACAAACCUGUAUAGUGAAAUGAUGCCUCCGAUAUUUCAAUUCAGCUUAAUGAGGUCAUGUAUCAAGAUUAAGUUUCAUUAAUAAAAAUUAAAAAGUUACUAUUUUGUACAAAGACAGAGGCCACCUGCCAAUAUUCAGUUUGGACUACCCUGCUGGUGGGAUCAGUCUGAUGCACUAAUGGUGUAGGUCCUCUCUGUAAUGUCAUUAAAAAUGUCUGAGACAUAAAUGGUUGCCAAGAUACAGAAUGUUCUCAGUCUUAUAAAUUCUGGUUACCUCAUUUCUGGUUCUCUUUUUCUCUCCCCCUCGCGCCCCCAGUGAGCAACUGCUGCAGCCCAGCUCUGAGCAGCCCAGUGUGGAUGAUAUAGUGCAGGCCGUACUCAAGGAAUGUCGCAAGGACAACAUCCGUUACAAGAUAAACGCUCUGAAGUGUGCCUCUGACGUGCUGGAGUCCACCAAGACGGAUCACUUCCAAGACAUGGCAGAAAUAAUAUUCCCUCUCAUAAAAAAGGUAAUGGGGCCAUGUGCUCGCAUAUAGUAAAGUGUAAUCGUGAAUGUACAUUCUAUGUCAUGAAUACGUUAGGCUCAUGUAUCCAUUCAAAAUACUCGCGCAUAUAUAUUGAUUGUAAAUCUGGAAACUUUGUUGGAGAAGAUGUUAUUUUGUGGCUUCACAUCUCUCUGUGAAUUUGGGUAUAAUCACAGUAUUUCUAAUCUCCUCUAUUCCGACAUAAAGGAUUUCCGUUCCUUCCAUAAUUGCUCAUAUUAUCAUACUCUACACAGUGGGGCAAUAUAAUUACAAAGAUCCAAAAUGAUGAUCUUUGAAUUUGCUUUUAUACAGAGCACCAACUGUUUGUAGAUAAAUGUUAGCAAUAUUACUUUAGCACUUUUUUUUUUUUUUCUUAGUAAACAAAUGCUUAUUCUCCAAAUCCCUGUGCAUAUUUAUAUAAAUGGAGGUUUUAAUUCCACUCAAAUGGCCAUUAGUUGUAAACCCACCUGCCACAUUAAGGCAAACCACUUAUUCGCCAUAGUGUCAGUGUAGGUUUUUUCUUUUUCUCGCUAACAGAAAUUCAUGAUUUAGUUUAUUUAGGUUUUGUUGGGGAAAUGCCUUUAAUAAAUAUGUAAUACAUGUGUGCAUUGCAAGGUUAAUAUAGGUGGCUAUCAUUUUACACUUACUCAUUUCUGCAGCGCUUGUGAACAUGUUGAUCAGAACAUAGACAAUUGCAAGAUACCCCUUUUAGUACUUUUCAGCAGUAGAGAUGUCGCGAAAUUCUCGCGAACGGUUCACCGCGGUAACUCCGGUCAGCUGACACAUCCCGGCCAAUCUCCAGCAGACCCUCCCUUCCAGACCCUCCUACUUCCUGGACAGCAUCCAUGUUGAAGGCAGCUUCAACAUGGAUGCUGUCCAGGAAGUAGGAGGGUCUGGGAGGGAGGGUCUGCUGGAGAUUGGCCGGGAUGUAUAAGCUGACUGGAGUUCGUGGCGAACCGUUCGCGAGAAGUUCGCGGACGGUUCGCGACAUCUCUAUUCAGCAGAUCAAGAAAACGUUAGAGUUCCGAUAAAAUGGACUAAAUAAAAUUGUAAGCAGAAUUUGGAAAAAAAAGCACUGCAAGCUAGGAGGGCCAACCACUGCAUAGGAGAGCUGCCUAACACGUUUAAACCACUAAGGUACCAAAGAUGAUAUGAGAGAGAACCCUAGUGGUAUGAAACGCGUUGGGGGGGGUGGAAGUCCGACUAUUGCUGUGAAUGUUUAGAUCUCCCACCAAGUUUUCUGUCUUCAAAUUAGGAAAUACACACACAAUACUAACGUCUUAAAAUACAGGAAUUAUUUUGAUGCUUUUCAGUGUAUUAAUAUAUUGGAACAAAUCAAUAUAAAAACUAAAGCACUAAGGUCAAUGUCAUGGAUAAAUAAAAUCUAGAGUGCAAGCAUGGGUUUGUAUUUCUGUCUCUGUCAAUCAUUAGACAGCAAAAUUAAAAAAAUGAGUGUGACGGUAGUCACCAUCACUGGGGAUGGAGUACUGGAGCUCCGUUACAAUGAGUAAUGUUGGCUUUUGUUUUAACCAUUUACUUUCUGUUUUAAAGACCUCUAUGGAAACUGUAGGGGCUCGCUCUCCAAAAGAUGAUGAAGAUGAAAAUGAAAAGACAAAGGAGUUGCAGACGGAAUGUCUAUUGUGCGCCUUUUCUACUUUAGGAAAGACAUGGCCGAGAAAUCUUGACACACAACGUGAGUUACCUGAGACAGACCUGCUCGAGCGUUUUUUUGUUUUUUUUACACGGAUCUUUAAUUUCCUUUGUAAUAGAAGAGGUGACACCCUUAGUGUGGUAUAUUGAUUCCAGGAGCUGGCUAACCAAAAUGGUUUGAGUAUGGUAACAUUGGUGCUACAAUGAAAGUAUAAUUAGGAUUAAAACAUAAUGGUAAGGGAUAAUAACAAAAAUAAAAGACUUAUAAACAGGAUUGUGAAGUUUGGGAAUAUAUCAGACUGAAUAUUGGAAGGUCAAAGUGCAGCAAAUGUGUGCGGUGUGUAUGUCUUUAAAUCUGCUAGUGGCAGAAUAAAUGACAUAUACACCAAGUAUUAUACUUUGUAAGAAAGAUGUAAACCAUUAAGGACAGAAAAAACAGUAUAUAGAACUGCUUUCUGUAAUGCAAUACAAGCUAGGUAUCGCAAAAAAAAAACACUUGAAAUAAAUAGAUAGUAAAAACUGGGUAAAAGUAACAACCAGUAACAAAAUAUAUUAAAAAUACAAGCCAGGAACGGGAUACAAGAAUGCUACCAGCAGAGUAGAAGUCUGUAGUUGGAAUUUGCCUCAGACCUCGCUCUGAGAGACUAGCGAUACGGGCCAAUCGGUCCCAAGAUUGUGAGAAGUUCUCGGAAUUCCAUCUCAGAAGAAGUGGGGCUGACUCCCACUAAACGCGUCAGACCAAGCAGGAUACGGACACAGUCACUGUUCCAGCAAGCAGAACAUCACCUCUACCGAGAACUUCUCACGAUAAUGGGACCGAUUGGCCUGUAGCGCUAGUCUCUCAGAGUGAGGUCUGAAACUCAUGCUAUCCUCACCGGUAGCCGACAGCUAGAGAGAUUGUUUGCUACACACUAUCUUCAUCAAUCCUAGCCGGUCCCUGAGGCAAAUUCCAACUACAGACUUCUACUCUGCUGGUAGCAUUCUUGUAUACCGUUCCUGGCUUGUAUUUUUAAUAUAUUUUGUUAAUAAACUGGUUGUUACUUUUACCCAGUUUUUACUAUCUAUUUAUUUCAAGUGGUUUUUUUUUGCGAUACCUAGCUUGUAUUGCAUUACAGAAAGCAGUUCUAUAUACUGUUUUUUCUGUCCUUAAUGGUAAUAUUUGGUGAAUAUCUCCUUUAUUCUGCCAUUAGCAGAUUUAAAGACAUUACACACCACACACAUUUACUGCACUUUGACCUUCCAAGAUUCAGUCUGAUAUAUUCCCAAACUUCACAAUACGGUUUAUAAGUCUUUUAUUUUUUUUAUUAUCCCUUACCAUUAUGUUUUAAUCCUAAUUAUACUUUCAUUGUAGCACCAAUGUUACCGUACUCAAACCAUUUUGGUUAGCCAGCUCCUGGAAUCAAUACACCACACUAAGGGUGUCACCUCUUCUAUUACAUUGUUUGGAUAGGUUUUUGCUGAAUUCCUGUCUGUAUCCAGUUUUGAGCAGCAAACCAUCAGUCCGACUCCCUCAUCCCUGUGUGUUGCAAUAGACAUACCAGACUAGUACACUCUAAUUUCCUUUGACUGGUGGAACGUGAGGCUCUUUUCAUGAGGCUCUGCACAGCUGUAGAAAUUGAACAUCCUAGUUGGCUGUGUAACUUCUUGGGUUUGAUUGUUCACUGCAGAAACUCAAAGCCUAGAUAUUUACAGCACAUGGGGGAACUUCAAAAAUAAUAUAUUAAUAAAUAAGAACAUUACACAUUUGAACUCCGUACCUUUUUCAUGUAUUAAUAAAAAUUAGGUGAAGUCCAGCCUUCAAUUCUAUCAUAGUAAAGUAUAUGCUUUAAGGAGGCAUAAUAAUGUAUUCCAUUUAGAUCAGAGGGAUACAUUUUCUGUUUAAUGAAAUAGCACAAUAGAAUUUUUAUAUGGCUUUCAAAAAGAAAUAAAGCACUGCUUUGUAAUAUGUAAACAUAAUGGUGCUAAAGUAAGGAUAAAUAGAAUAGAAAUGCCGUCUAUGUACACGUGUGACACUGUUGGUAAUUAGUAGUACAUUGACUAGCUGGUCUAUUGGGGGGGGGGGGAGAAACAAAAAUUUAAAAGUGAAUAACUCCAUUUCUUUUAUCGGACAUUGCAACAUCCUAUUAUUAAUCUUGUGAACUGUGGUUUUCAUAGCGAGCGUCUAUCACUUUCUGCUUUCGUUGCAUUAGGUCGCUACCGGAUGGAGGUGUGCAAGAUGAUGUCUGAACGGCUAAAACUCAGCACAUGGAAGGUGCAGCAUGGAGUCCUCCAGUCCAUGAAUGCAUACUUUCAAGGGUAAGCUAUUUUGAACAUUACAUUUCAAUUCAAAAUGGUAUAUUUUUGUGGUACUUCUGAAUGUAUUUUAUACCAUCAAUUUGAAAUAGAAUUAGUGAAAUAUGUAGAUGGAAGGAAUCUGAGCCCUGUAUUUUGAGUUCCUUAGUGAUGUGCGGAGAAGUAAUUUGUUUCCCUCGGCAUGAAAGCCCAACUUAUAUCAUCAAGGCUAACAAAUACAUUUUGCUUUGUAGUUGCAUAAGAAUUAUGAGACUGUCAGGGUAGAAGUCUGGACCUGGGAAAUGUGGGAUAAUAUAUUGGUUGAACAUUGUUAGUUGUAUGACUCGUGUAAAACUGAACACACAAGACAUUUACCCCUGUAAAAAUAAACUGUGAGGUCUUGAUCAAUAUAAGCAUAAAUUCAAAGGAGUACUGCACACAAGUAAGUUUACGUAGGACCCCUGUGGAGGGGGGUCUGCAGCCCACCAGGAACAACAAGAAGUAGAGUUUCACAGGUGUCACAAUGUAGGGUGAAGGCAAAAAAAAAAAUGGUACGUGACGUUUCGGCCUAGAGGCCUUAGUAUUUUUUAAUAUAUUUUUGUCCUUUUUGAUCUCCAAUAAAAAAAAAUAAAAAAAAUUUGCCUUCGCCCUACGUUGACGUCUGUGGAACUCUACUUCUCUAUAUAAGCAUACUUUCAUUCAUACUUCUGUUUCAGGUUAUUGCUUUUUGAAAAGGAACAUACAGACACUGAUGCGCUCACAGAAAUCCUUACAGAAACCUGCCCGGCGAUAGCACAUUCUUUAGGUAAAUCCAAAAUUGAAUGAUCGAUAUUUCCAUAUUCUGCAUCUCAGUGGACACUGCUUGUUUUUAUGAGUUUUGAAACCUUACCCAUUUUAAAAAGUAUGUUUUUGAAUAAAUGUCUUGAAUGGAGUGUAACCUAGAACGUAGAUUUUAUUCCAUUUUUUUUUUUGUAGAAAAUAAGAGUUAUUCCUCUGUCCGAACGGAAGCAAUGUUGGUUUUAGAACUACUUCUUAGGAAACUGGAAGGUAAGUUAAUGGCCGAUAUCAUUACUGUAUGGUUUUGUACUUAUAUCUUUGUAUUUGAGGUUUUAGGUCAAAACAAAGUUGUAUUUGAACUAUAACUCGGAUACUUAAAGUGUAAUAAUUCAAAAAGCAAUAAAAGGAUGAACGUGUUGAGAUUCAGUAAUUCUCUCAAUGUAAAUACGAGACAUGUCCUCCGUUUACACUGUUGGAAUAAGAAUUUACUAACUUAAGAGUUAUUCCCAUCAUACUAAAAUAGGGCUUGAGAGAAAUUUGAUAGACAACGCAAAUUGCUAACUAUUUUUACACUAUAAUUUAAAGUUCUUGUCCAUGCAUUUUUAGUAUGGUUUAUUACUGUUCCAUCAAUUUGUUUUUAAAAUUGUUUAUUUCUUACGUGUGGCGUUUAAGAUCUGUCACAAGAGCCUCAAACACCGGACGCUUGACUAAAUAAAGAAAGAAAUGUGAAAUGCGUAGUACAUUUCAAUAUCCAGAAUGGUGGAAAUCAGUGCAGAGGGGAAUGCAUAUAAGUUUCCGGGGGAUUGAAUUACUGCAUACGGUCUAUCUUCAUUGCCUCAAGUAAAAUUGUUUUCUUUACUGCAAGGUAGAUUCACAUUGCAGGAGGCUUGUUUUUGGAAGCCAGAAUUAUACCUGCCAUUUAACUGAAGCUCUUUUGAGUUAAUUUACUGUAAUAUCUGCAAGGUUCUUAUUUUUGUGGCCUUGGCUUUUUAUUUUUUCUUCUUUACAUUCCUCUUAUUUUUUUAGAUAUAGAACAGUGGAAAUGUCUGACACUAGACAACAGAAACACACUCAUAGCUUCACUAUCCACAAUGGAAACAGACAGCAGGCCCGACUUGAAAGAAAAGGGAUUAAUGCUGAAGAAAAAGCUUGAGAACCUGAACUGA